UUUUUUGAGGCCUCGCUCACGUGGCUUAAGCUUCUCCUAUGCGGUUGGGUGGCAGGCGGCGCGUGCGGUGCGUGAGGAGCAUUUCUGACAGGGAGGCGGGGCCAGGAGACGCGCUGGUCCCGCCUCGUCCUCGGGGCUUCAGUUGGCCGUUAUGAGGCAACCUUCCCCGGUUUGUUCAUUAGGAGUUCGUAAGCUUCUCAAUACAUUUUACGUGCCUGACAAUAAAAACAAGUGCUCUGUGUGUAUACUCACAUACAUAUAAAGGUAAAGGGACCCCUGACCAUUAGGUCCAUAUACAUAUACAUACAUAUACAUAUACAUAUAUAUAUAAUAUACGGGCGUUAAGCCGUUUUCCUUCACAGGCGACCACGGCUUGAAAGAGCCUGCCUCAAACGCCCAUUCGGCCACGAAGCGCGUCAGGCUGAGGUUGCCCACACGCACCAAACACCACCGCCAAGAAUGUCAGAAGCUAUAGUUCACCCCCUUCCAGAGCUACAGUUCCCAACAUUUUAACACACCACAGUUCCCACGUUUCUGGGUCAGGGGGGCGAGUCUUGGACUUUAUAUGCACAUGGGCGCAGGCCGCUAGUCUCCGUCCUAGCGCGUACGGUUGCUGUGAGUAUAACCCGACCGCUUUGUAGAAAUACUGUAGCAGGUUACAUGUGUAGGUAGCUAGCUCUGCCUCUGAAGCUCUCCUCCUGGUAAAAAACAACCGCUGAAUAUAAACAAGUGUAUAGCAAAUAAGAAGACACAUAUGUGCAGUCCUUGGGUUUCUGGGAGGUUUUAAAAUGGAGGAGCUCUGGGUUUUUUCCUGUUUGUCUAGGCCCCUUUUUUGGUAAGCUACGAAGGUCUCUCACCUUUUUGCUAUUAAUAAGAUCGGGUUCAGAUGAUUUGACUUUCCCUGUACGUUUAUGAAUCCUCGUGGUUUAUUGCUGUCUGUGCUUUUUCAGUACUUCUGAGCUCUUUUCACACACGUACCAUGUAUACAUUUUCAUACAUUACCAUGUAUGUUGUGUUACCUGUAACAAGGGGAUAACAAUCUGAUGGUAAACAUUUUAUGUCAUAUUUGCUAGUCUUUAAGGGGCCACAGGACUCUUGCUCUUGCGGCAAAAGACUAAACACAUCUCUCCCUGUUUAGAAAUUAUUAGAAAUAAUAUCAAAUCAAUGUCAGAAUGAAACCCCCUGUCAUUUUUGCUGUUUUGUGAAAAGGUGCAGCCUUAUUCCAAGGACUCUUGGAGGCUUGCGGUGGAGCAAAGACAUGGUAGCGGAAGGAAGAACAAUAUUCCGAGCAAAUAUUGAAUAAGCCACAAUGAGGGAGAAGAGGUAAGACUUAGAAUUACAGUUAGAGGAGAAAGGGCUAGUUUCUUCCCCUAUAUGUAUCCCAAACUAUAUGGAUGAACCAUCACAGGUAAUAUACUGGAUCAUAUUUUUAAAAGCAGCAAUCCACUACUUAAGGAAAUGAGUAAGUCCCUCCUUCCAAAUAACGAGCAUAAUAACUCCAUGGCAUGAAUUAAACACAUUUAAUAAUCUGCAUAUUUGUCUGUCGAUACAUCUCUCGUGUUUAUAAAAAUAUAUAUAUUUGCUGGCACAGAUGCAGCAUUACUUCUUGAAAAUUCUGUUUUAACUAUGUAAAUACAAUACAAGUAGAGAAAAUAUAUAUAUGCUAGCGAAUGUCACAUUGCACAAUAUAUGUAAAGUCUCUCAUAAAUUAUGGCAGUUCGUUCAUAAUCAGGCUGGUAGUGCCACCUUUGCGCCUCAUCUUCAGUAAUCGAAAGCAAGCUGCCUUCAUAUCAAAAGUCCAAAAAUAGAAGCUUUGGAAAAAAUAAUAAUCUAAAGUUACUUCUUUUUAAUUUCAAGAUCUACAGAAUUCUUGUUUUACAGUAUAAUGCUACAGGUAGAAAGAAAUUGGUUGAUUGCUUUUAGCUGUCCUUACUUUGGCCACAGAACCCUGGAAAUGUUCUUCCAAGGGUGCAGACAUUCUGUGGGAGCCUUCACAGCAAUACAGAACUACAAUUUCCAAUGUUCUGGGGAGGGAAGCUAUGUCACUGAAACCAAUUUAAGCUUGUAAUGUAAGCAUACCUUUGUACUGAACUCUGGAGAAAAUAUUUUUCCCCCAUCUGUUGGGGGGGGGGAAUAUUAGUUUAGACUAAGAGCCAAACUAGAUGCAAUGUAAGAGAGAUGAUAAUAAGAUAUUCCAUCUUUUUUCCUAAUUAAAAGCAGUAAAUCCCACCCUCGCCCCAGUUUGGACAGUGGCCAUGGUGCUAGGAGAAGGGUUUUACUUUUUAAUCCUUCUCCACACAUCAUUUUCCUAAUUUAAAUCACUCAAAGCGUUGAUUUGUCUCAUGUGGAAAAGCAUACAAGUAUCAAAGGAGAUCUUCCAUGUCACAUUCAGUUUGGCUCAUAGACAGAGUGGAAAUAUAGGCCAGUUAGUCUUACGUAUGGGAGAAACUUGAAAUGCUAGAAUAACAACCGGAAGGGGAUUCUCAGCAACAAUUUAUAUUCUGCCUUAUGAGUUUCAUCGUAUGUGUAGACUGUAUGAAUGCGGUUGUCAGGAAUAAGGAAAAGGUUUACAGAAACCAUUAUGCAUUGUGUAAAAAAGUAAUUAAUUAAUUAACACUGUACAGUCUAAUAAUUGCUUCAUAAUUCAGUUUCAUGUAGGGAAAAGGUAGAACACAUCUAUUUUGUUAUGUCAUGUAUAAUAAAUGCACGUUUCAAUCUCACUGCAUUUGUGGCAAAAUAAACACAUAUGGACUGGAUCUAGAGUUGCCUAGAGCAGAACUAACAGGCCAAAGGGGGAGGUGAUUUUUUUUGCCAGUUCUCCUUUUCCUCUGCAGCCCAAAUCGCUACCUGUAUGUCAGAAGGUCCCACAAUUUUUCAGUGUUACCAUUAUAUCCCACCUUUCCUCAAAGGUGCUCAUGUUUCUUCUAGGUCAGAAACAGUGACUGGUUCAAGGGCAACCAGCUAGGUUCAUGGCUAAGUGGAUAUUUGAUCCCUGGUUUUCCUAGGUCCUAGUCCAGCGCUCUAGCCACUACACCACAGAGGCCACAGGAGGCUGCUGUGGGAAGGGGAUAUUGGUGAAAUCUGCUUCCAUUUAUUUCUGCCAAUGGGCAUUUCCUGUGAAUGAGUUGUACUCACUGGAAGUUAGUAACCGCACAAUUGUAUUUUUUUCUUCUUCGCUUUGUUGUUUCUUGGUGUUCUUUAGUAUAAUCUAGGGAGAAGCUUUGCCACGUGAAAAAUUAAAACAGACCAAACCAUUCUGCACCAGCAUCUUGGCAUUGUAUAGACUCCAAACUAAUGCAUGUUUUUCACACCCCCAGAAUCCUUAGGGCAAGUUAGUCAGCUUACCAAAUUUAGCCUUUCUUUAGCAAACAUGAACUUCAUUUUCAUGCACAGAAUAUAUACCAAAUAUGAAUAUGGCAAUAUUUACCCAUUGUCGUGACAUUACUUUUAGUUCAGUAUUCUCCUUUUCAGUGCCAGGAAUCUCAGUCUGUAGCCUAAGUGGAUACAGACAUAACAUACUAGAUCUGAUCCAGUAGAUUACUGUGAGGAGGACUAGCUACCAUGGAACACAAGCCACAUGAGUUAUAGUUUAAAAUGCAGUCAAACAUCCUGCUGAUCGUUUUCUACUCAUGCAGUUAUUUAUGUUGAAGAACAUCUUUUUUUGGUUUGCCUCAUUAUGUCACGCUGCUCGGUGGUUGCGAAGAAAUGUUUCUUUUGAAGGAGUGACUUCCACAGGCUUCCAAACUAUCACUCCCCUCCCUUAUGAUGAUCUCUUGCUUUGCCUUAAAUGUUAAUGGUAUAAAACCUUCACCAUCUGCAGUAAGAACAAUCCAAGAAGAACCUAGAGGAAAAGGAAAGCAAAGCAUCAGUGUGUAUAUAUGUAUAAUCGUUAUUAUGUUGGGAAUGCAGUUGCCUACGUAAAUGUUAGCAUUCACCCUAAAUUCAUGCUUUGUUCAUGUCUUUUUCAUAGGUUCUUCUUCCUACAGUGUUGCAAAGCUUAAUGGGUUACCAUGCUGAUGUAGGUUUUGAACCAAGGGUUACCAUGCUGAUGUAGGUUUUGAACCAAGAUGGACAAACCAUUUAUCAGUAAUUUUCUUUCCUUUUUGGUAUUUUCAUUUGGCUCCACUAGCUGUGGCAUGGUAAUGGGGAAGGGGCCAGGAGAAGGAACAACCAAACCUCAUAACUGGAAAAUGUGUACACCAAGGGCCUGGGGAAAACUGACAAUGAAGCACCAGUUUAUUAUGUUUUUUAUUUACCAUGAUUUCAACUCACAUAUCAAGACUUUUCUAGGAUUAACUAAAAAUUUUAACAUUCAAGGAUGAUUUCCUAGUAAAAAUAUUGAACAUGUAUAGUUUACCCUCUUUGUUCCACUAGCUUUGCAUGGAGAAUUGGUGUGUGCGUGCGGGGUAGAUUGAACUCAUAAGUCUAUUCAAAGGCUCCUUGUACACUUUCUCAAGUUAAACUCUCAGAAACCUCUUUGGCAUGUAUAAUUUUUUCUCAUGCAGGAACAUACAAGUGAAGUCAAGUUGUGUUUAGAGAAACUUCUGCAUGUGAAAUCAUGAUUAUGUACAGGUAAUUCAAGAACAAACUUUGGCUGCCACCUGUGGUUUGUUUGGAGAUAAACAAACAAUGAGUUCUGCUUUGCAUGUAAUGCUAGGGCAUUGCUGUUAUUUUUGUACUCCUGGCUUUGCAAAGGGAGCACCUGAGUGGGCAAAAAUUGAAGUGUUUGCACCAGCACAUUGUCACGGUAAUAAGGGCUCGUCUACACUUUACUUGUCCCACUCCUAAAAAGCAAGGGCCAGAGAAGUUUUCUGCUUGUCCUGUGCUUUCUGUGCACGGCUUUCCAUUUGCCUCACUGCUUUCCCUGAGAAAACCUGCCCUUUACCACUGAAUCGGAGCAAAUGUCAAUCCAUGGAAAACCCUAUUGACGUUUGCUCUGAUUCAGGUGUAGAGAGUGGGUUUCCCAGAGGAAAGUGGCAGGACAAGCAGAAGUGUGGGCGAGCCCUAAGACAUUGUUUGUGUCAGACCAUGGCUUACCAUAACAUGCAAACCAAGCCAAUUGAUCUGCUGUAUUCAUGGGUCAAUUCUAUCCAAUUCACAGUUCAAGUUAAUUUCUGAAUUUAAAACAAAGGAGCUAAGACAUUUGUGUUUUAGAACUUCAUUAGCUUUAAUUUCUACCAAGAGCAGGUGUGUGUGUGUUUUUAAUGUGCAUGCCUAUAAACAGAACAGCUACCUUUUAUAGAUGAUGGUAUCUUGUACCCAAUAAGGUUUGGUGGGAAAUAAUAAACUGUGCACUCCAAUUUGACCAAUUAAAGCAAAACAAAUGUGUUGUUUCCUUAUAAUACUGUAUCUGAAAGUACAGAAAGUUCUUUUCAUUAAAUCUAUUAAUUAAACACCUACACAUGUUGCUUUGCUGUUUCGUGUUGUCUGUCGCGUCAUAAGAAGAUUACCGUUACCAAGCAUGAACUUUUAAUCUUUUGCAGUUAAUGCUUUCUUUCUAAUUCUGGACAGACUUUUGAUUCUAUAAACUACCCUGUGCUUGGGUGUUUGUGUGUGUCAUGUAAACCUACGCAAUUACAUCGCUAACCUUAUAUGUAAAACAUGGGGGGGGGGGUUACUUCCAAAAUAGUUUAUUUAACACUCUGCAUUGGGUACAGAUAAAUGUUAUUAUGCCUGCAAUGCAAUCAACUUACUUGAGAGUAAACCGUGUUUUUCUAAACUUACUAGAGAAAAACAAAGGCUGCAAACCUAUAUACCUUUUCCUGGGAGUAAGUCCUAUUGAACUGAGUACAGCUGGCUUCUGAGUUGGUAUGUACAGAAUUCUUUUAGCAGGGAGAAAACAUUUAACAAAUCUAGAUUAUAAAUUGAAGUAUACAGUAUCUGGAUAGGUGAGGAUAUGACUGAAGGGUUAAAAAGCUUUAGUAAUUUCUAAACAUGGUUGGCCUAAUAAGAAUAUAAUAUCAAUAAUUAUUUUUUAUUUCAGAGUAUAACUGAAGAGUUAGAUUUAAUAGUUGUCCGAGUUGGACAACUGUGGCUUUUACCAGCUUUUGCCCAGUUUGGGGUAAUUCCACUCCUCCAGCAACCCUGCCACUCUCAACAUUGUUAAGAACAACCCUUCUCCUUCAGAGAGUCUUGUUAUGGGGUACAGAAGGUAGCAUGGAGGAGUAUGGAAUGGAAAACCUAAAGAAAGUUGAAUGAAAGUUAAUCUUAAUAUCUAAGCCAGGCAUAGGCAAACUCGGCCCUCCAGAUGUUUUGGGACUACAACUCCCAUCAUCCCUGACCACUGGUCCUGUUAGCUAGGGAUGGUGGGAGUUGUAGUCCUAAAACAUCUGGAGGGCUGAGUUUGCCUAUGCCUGAUCUAAGCCAUAGUAUAUGAAAGUAUGGGUGAUUAAGUGCUCACAUAACUCUUUAAAAAGGAGGAAAGAACAGUUUUCCUUAAUGAAUUAAAAUUCUACAUUCAAAACGAUGUGUUCAACUUCACAUUGUGUUUUGUAUGGGACUGGGGCAGUGUUUCCUAAAGAUAUACAUUUUUUCUUAAUUAAAGUUGGACUCUCACUUGCCUUCAAAAAGCAAAGCUAUGAAAACACUCAAAAGUUACCUAAUCUUAAAAGUGUCUGCCCCUAUGUUUCCCUUCAAGUUAUUAUUAUUAUUAUUAUUAAUUAGAUUUCUAUACUGCCCAUUGAGGAUUGCAGGGUGGUUUGUGAUAUAAAAACACGAAAAUACAUAACAUAGUAACAAACAAAACAAAAAACCCACACACAGUUUAAAAGGCCACAUAGAUUGUAUAAUUAGCCAAACGCCUGAGAGAAUGUUUUUGUCCAAUGCUUAUUACUAUUGUGAGCAUGAUGCUUCGUGACUUCAUUGGAGGUAAGCCAAGAGCAGCUACUCAUUCCAAGACAGAAAGGGCAGGCUCCUCUGAGAGUGGGUAAUUUUACUGUAUCUCUUGAGUAUACUAAAUAAAUAAAGGAUGUAGCAAAAACUAGUGAUGUGAACCCCUUCAUAUAUGCCCUACCAUUUAGUUACACUUUCUCCUCUUUCUGUCUUUUCUCUCUUGGGGGUUAUCCAUUGGCAUAGCCAGGAUUUAUUUUAGGGGGGUGCAGGACUGAGUUAUUUGCGACACAGUUGGUCAGUCAAGUAUUCUUAUUUAUUUACUUGAUUGGGGAGCAGCUGUCCCCUCCCCCCCGCUGUGCUCAUGGGUUUUCCACACCUCCAUUUGCCCCACCUCUUUCGCGAUCUUUAGUGCUGAUUUGGAACAAACAGCUAUAAAUUUAUCUGUGGAUUGCCAUUUGUUCCAAUUUAAUGCUAAACAGUGGGUUUUCUGGGGGAAAGUGGUGGUGCAAAGGCAAAACUGCUUGGACCCGUGCUAGAAAGCAUGGGGCAAGUAGAAAACCGCUCAGACCCAUUCUAGGUACGGAACAAGCAAAAGUGUGGACAAUCCCUGUGUCCUCAAUAUAUUGUGUAUAUAUUUGCAGUAUAUGGUAAAGCUACUUGCAGAAAACAUUAUAGGCUGAAAAUGGUUGAGCUGUGGCUGAAGUUGUUAAAUCAUUGAAUACAUAGAGGCAUGAACAAAGAAGCUGUGUAUAAAGAUCUUUUCUUUCCUGACUGCUCCCUACCUUCACAAGUAAAUCAAAGGUGGGAGUUUGGAAGAUUAUGUUGGUGAGCUCCUUCUGUUCUCAGCGUAGAUUAAACUAAUCCAGAGCAUAACAAUUUGAUACACCUGUUAAGUAUCACUGAGUUUAUGGUGUCUGUAUCUGAUAGAGAAAGGCAUUCAAUUGUCAGCAAACCUGUUAGGAAAUCUUUCCUAUGAGUUUUGUUUUUCGACUUACUUAAUCCAGUAAGCAAAGGCAGCAACCAGCCUGCUUUGGUUAUGGGAUUGCUGAACAAUCAUGCUAAAUAUUAAACUUCCCCAUUUAUGCUACAUGACAUUAGACCCAGGUGAGAAUUAGUAGCUUGAUUGGGUGCUCUGCUGCAAGAAGGGAAGCCUACUAAUAUGUAGCAUAUUUCUGGACAUAGUCAACUAAUAUAUGACUAAGGACAGACAUUGAGACAAAACAAGAAGGUCCCUAUCAAUGGUAGAAACAACAUUCUGCUGAAAAAACAUGAGGAUUAAACUGACCAUCUAUUGUAUAUAUAGGUCAUGAUACCUGUGAACCAACUGAGUAGGGCUUGAUCAGUGUCAGGCAAGUGUUGAGACGCACUCAGGAGAAUAAGCUUGCCAGGAAAGGGAAUAGAACUCAGUUAAACUUCCAUCACAUUGGAGGAUGUACAUGUAAACAAUCCCUUAAUAGCACAACUUAUGUUCCCUAAAAGUACUACCUACUAUAAUAAACACUUGCAUUUUUUAAAAGAGAGAGAGAGAGUGGCUGGGGCAACCCAGUCGGGUGGGGUAUAAAUAAUAAAAUUAUUAUUAUUAUAGUAAGAGAGAACUUACCAUGUUUCAUUUCAACAAUAGGCAGAUCAAAAAGUCGUUGGACUAAAUUCAGAUGAACCUUGCCAUCACACAGGAGAACAGUUCUUGUUUCUUCAGCUAUAGCUCCGUUUGAAAAAUGCUUCUUCAGGCACAUAAACAUAUAGGGAUAAACAUCUUGUUAGAAUAUUGGUCACAUUUACAUUAAUUAUUGUUAAUUAGCCCUAUGAAUCAGCAAUUUUCAUGAAUUCUGCUUUCUAUAUUUUCACAUGCCCAAAAGUAAGGGGUGGGGACAGCACAAAAACAACUUGUUUAUAAGAGACUUCUUUUUUUUUUUUUUAAGAAAGGUUCAGGAUUUCCCAAAGUAUGGGGCUACAACCCUGCUAGGAUCACUCAGAUGUUGUUGUGAGUCUCUGAAUGCUGCUGGCUCAGUCAUCUCAGGCUAGAGAUGGUGACUUCAAGAGCAUGUGUGUAAAUGUAGUGAUGUUCUGGACCAGUAGCGUGGAGGGUUUAAGACCCAUUGGCUACCCUCACCUGGUUUAGCCAGACAAAGUAAUUUCUGCGGUGUUGCCACUGUUGCAUACUGACAGCUUCCAGGAGCCACAGGUGAGAGCUGAGUGCAGGGUGGAUAAACUACUCCAGAAGUAGCAUGACCUAUUCCCCACCAGAAGUACUUCCCCUUCCCUAACACCCCACACAUUCCUGCUUGGAAAUAAAGAGACUGGUUUUGUUAUUAAAUCACCACAGCCAAUCACAAGCAAACAAUCACACCCUAGGCCAACCCCAACCUCUCUCACCACCAAAGGAACACAAGUGAACAACACAAGCAACGCUGACACCAAACUCUACAUACAUUAAACAUAAUAGAAACACCGCCACCCGACCCCACCCCCAUCCAUCUUCCCUCUCUCCACCCCCUUUCUUUUUCCUUUCUUUUUCUUCUCCCCUAAUGCCUCAACAAAUGAAACGGAUUUGUAAAAAUGUUACAUGGAAAAAAAAAUACGAGGCACUACACUUCUGUAAAACAAGAAAAUCCUUAAUAAAAUAUUUUUUUAAAAAAAAAAAUCUCCCCCCCCUUUCUUUACUCAUUUUGGCUUCAGCAUUAAAUACACAAGGUAGUCCCCAGUCAACAUGCUAUGAUUCUCAGUAAAAGUGCUGAGGAUCACACUGUUUGGAGUUCACUCCAUUACUUCCUAACCAAUCCAGGGCUCAUCCUAUUCCCUCACCACUAAGUAAUUGGUAUUUGUUUGCAACACUUCUCAAUUUAGCACCAUCCGUAAGUCACAUCAACAUCCUAUUUAGUCCUCCACAUAUUAAACAAGAAAUAAAAUGCAGUGUCACAGGCAUUUUAACGGGAAAAUAAUCAGGACCAUCAAAGUAAUAUAGAUCUCAUUCUGCUGUGGUUCUGCAGUGUUUCCAUUCUGAUACUGAAAACUUAUACCAACAUUCUCUUUCAGCAGACUCACAGCUGCAUCUUCUGUUUCUGUUUUUAGUAAUCUGUUCCUCAUCUUAAUUAACCUUCAGUACAAAUAAAUGUCUCCUAAUCUCCUUUAGUGCACAGAUGCUGGUUUCUACUCAGGUUCACUUGCUCUGUCAGCGUCUUAGGUAGUUUUGCUGCAUCAAUGUGCACCUACGCACCAUGCAAAAUCCUAUAAGCACCCUCCUCUUAUGUGCAUUUUCUUUCAGUUAAAGGCCAUUUUUAUAUUUGUGUUUUCUGAUGUACAGUAUACCGCAUCACAGUGGUCUAGUUCUCACAAACAGCAGGAAAAUGUGGUAAAUCUGUGUCUGGUUUAUACUAUUUCAUAAGCAGGUAGGGUCUCGCAUGGUUGAAUGCUCCUUUGUACAAUAAAUAUUGUGUACAUAGGGAAGGAACCUGAGAUCAAAAGCCUAUCCUUCAUUGCAUGCUAGUUUUUCAUGUGGGAAUAUGCCAUUAUGUUGUUACCCUUACCAACAGCUUCACCACCUCAUCAGAAGCUGGCUUUAUGCGUCUGCAAACAGAAUCCAAAUCUUUUCUAGUAGUCCAGACUGAAACCUUAACCACAUACUAUACAUUCUGAAUAGAAAUAUUGUAAAGGAAAGGGGAGGUAGGCACCAUGAAUGGUUGAAGAUUUUACUUUCUGUGAGAGGAUGGGACAGGUAAUAACCAUUACCUUGGCACAGAUUCUCAUUUUUUCUUAUGUGACGGACUGUGCAUUUAUAGAGGAGGAAAAACCCAUUAAGCUUGGGCUUUCUUAACACGCAAAAAUGUUGUAUAAGUUAUCAAAAGCAACUGAUUGAAAGAGGUUGGUUGUAUUUGAAAUGGGGUGCCUGAAUUUUGAUUUUCCUCUUCUCAUAGAAUCAUAGAAUCAUAGAGUUGGAAGAGACCACAAGGGCCAUCGAGUCCAACCCCCUGCCAAGCAGGAAACACCAUCAGAGCACUCCUGACAUAUGGUUGUCAAGCCUCUGCUUAAAGACCUCCAAAGAGGAGACUCCACCACACUCCUUGGCAGCAAAUUCCACUGUCGAACAGCUCUUACUGUCAGGAAGUUCUUCCUAAUGUUUAGGUGGAAUCUUCUUUCUUGUAGUUUGGAUCCAUUGCUCCGUGUCUGCUUCUCUGGAGCAGCAGAAAACAACCUUUCUCCCUCCUCUAUGUGACAUCCUUUUAUAUAUUUGAACAUGGCUAUCAUAUCACCCCUUAACCUCCUCUUCUCCAGGCUAAACAUGCACAGCUCCCUUAGCCGUUCCUCAUAAGGCAUCGUUUCCAGGCCUUUGACCAUUUUGGUUGCCCUCCUCUGGACACGUUCCAGUUUGUCAGUGUCCUUCUUGAACUGUGGUGCCCAGAACUGGACACAGUACUCCAGGUGAGGUCUGACCAGAGCAGAAUACAGUGGCACUAUUACUUCCCUUGAUCUAGAUGCUAUACUCCUAUUGAUGCAGCCCAGAAUUGCAUUGGCUUUUUAGCUGCCGCGUCACACUGUUGGCUCAUGUCCAGUUUGUGGUCAACCAAGACUCCUAGAUCCUUUUCACAUGUACUGCUCUCAAGCCAGGUGUCACCCAUCUUGUAUUUGUGCCUCUCAUUUUUUUUGCCCAAGUGCAAUACUUUACAUUUCUGCCUGUUAAAAUUCAUCUUGUUUGCUUUUGCCCAGUUCUCUAAUCUGUCAAGGUCGUUUUGAAGUGUGAUCCUGUCCUCUGGGGUGUUAGCCACCCCUCCCAGUUUGGUGUCAUCUGCAAAUUCUGUUCCCUGUCCCUUUCCCCUGGGGUUCCCACGUUUCAAAAAGUAAAAACCAGGACACCCUGAAAGUUGUUGAGUGGUUGUUUUUUUAGGAAAACCCCAAAAUUGUUGAGUUUUUUGUUUUUUUUUUAGGAAAACCCGCAUGAUUUUUCAAUUGAUUGGCCUAAGAUCCAAGACAAAGCUCCGCCUUUCGGAAAUUCCCCUGGAUGUCAAUGCCGCCUUUGAAAUCCCGCUAAUGUCUGGGGAAAUCUGGACGUAUGGCAACCCUACUUUCCACUUGUGUGUUAGCUUUCCCCCCUUCCCCAAGCCUGCGGGUAGGUACUGUCUUGUUUUUGUUGUAUGUAAGCUGCUCUGGGAGACUUUUUGGACAAAGAGCACAAAUGCUCUAAAUAAAUAAAUAACCUUUGCUGGUUCAAAUGCUGUUGACAGCGGGAUCAUGUAUGACUGCCCUAAUAGUAUCAGAAGCACAAGCCAUCAGGAAUGAACAAUCAAAGGAUAUAUUGAUAUACCAUCAGUACAAUCACCCAGAGCCACUAUUAGAUUUCAGUAAUACUGUGUUUUCUUAUAUAGUACACUUUUUUCUUAUUUAUUUCAUAAAAUUUAUACACUGCUUGACUGUAAAAAACCUCAAAGCAGUUUACAAAAGAAUAAAACAAUAAAAUUAUCAGUAAACACAGUUAGAAGCAACUAUUUAAAAAAAUUAAAGAAAUUCAAAUCAGCGACAAACUGAAAACAGAUAAAAAUACAAAUAAACAUAUCUGGGUAGGCUUGUUUAAACAAAAAUGUUCUUAGCAGUGACCAAAAAGAGUGCAGUGAUGGCAUCUCCUGAUGUCAACAUGAAUGGAAAUUCCAAAGUGUCAGUGCUGCAACACUAAAAGGUUGAUCUUACAAAUGUGGAAUGGGUAUUAUGUGUGGCACCUUAAAUUUCUCCCCUCACUUCCUUUUUAUAUCAACAUAACCUCUUGAAUAACAAGAGUAAAAGUAACCACUUGCCAAAAAAGUAUGUCAUUCCUAUCAUAUCCUGUGCAAAUUUAUCAUUAUUUUUAUUAAAAUAUUUUUAUACCACUUUUCUUUCAAAAGAGAAUAUCAUGGUAGUGUACAAUAUCAAUAUGAAACAAUUCAACCAAACUACAUUAAACAAAGUGCAAUGUACAGAUACAGUAGACAAGACUAUAACUAGUCAGAAAAUGCUUGGCAGAAAAAUAUAAUCACAGUCGUAGCAUGGGGGGCGGGGGGCAGCAGGGGCUGUUGGCCCAGGCACAACUGGGCUGCAGAAGUCCCGAAGGUGCCAUGAGACUGGGAGGGAGGUGGUUCCCUUUUCUGGUCUGGUAUUGCGCAGUGUGUGCAGCAUGCACGGCCCCUGAGUGGCUAUGGGUUGCACGUGGAGAGCAGGCAGCUGGUCAGGCCUUCCUCUUAUGGGGUGGAGCACCCUCUUGCUUCCCACCCCUUUCGGUGCCUUGGAACGGCUCGCCACACAUUUCUUGCACUAUGACUGGUGCCACCACCAUGUGUGUCAGGUCUCAGCCGUGCUGGGCGGCCCCUCGGCUCCCUCCUGCCCCCCCCAAAUCUACCCACUGUAACGUUCUUUAAAGAUCUCUCCUGUUUCUCUCUACUUGUUUAGCUUCAAAGACAAGACUCUCCCUCAUUUGCAAAAGUUAGCAAGCUACUAACACCAUACACAUAAAUCACAGUAAUGAGGAUCUUUACCAAACAGAACACUAAUAUCCCCUGAAGAGAGUCUAGUUGAAUGAUUAAUCAGGUUACCAGCUAGAGAGGAAGGAACUUUUAUAGAACAUCAUAGAAUUAGUAACCAGGACCUUCACAGAAGUAAGAAGUCUGUGCUUCUAAUUUCGAAAUACACAGUACUGUUUUUCAUUCAGAAUUUCUAUUUGUGGGUGCUCAGCCUCAUCAGAACGUUAUUAGAAUGUGCCCUUUCUUCACCCCGUCCUCUUGGGCUUUAAUGCCUCCAAGCAUUAAUCCCCUGUUUUGACUACUGCAUUCCCACUUCUUAACAGGCUUUUUAAAUCUUGCUUUCAAAACUGUCUGACUAGUCUAUCACACUAUAAAGCUGAGCCAUAUCGCCCUCAUCUUUCAUCAGUUUUCACGACUCCUUUUAUGUUUUCAAUCUACUUCAAAAUUGCCUUCCCGAUUAUAAGAAUGGUUUGUGGAUUUAUUAAAGAUGACCUCUGUGAUGAUUCACCUGCUCCUUGGCUCAGUUUAUUGACUUCUCCAGUCUCUCCUUCCUCUCUGUUCUCUACUCUCUCACUGUUUAUCACAAGUUUGCUUCUUAUCUUUCUCAACUUUAUUGUGUACAUUUAACAGGCUUCCCUAAAUUUACCUUCCUAUUCUGUUUCAUUUACUGUUGAUGGAGCAAAUUAUCACUUUGCCAGCAAAAAGAGGGUUUGAUGCUGUACAUUAAAUGUCUUCAACUCCUCGGUGUCUCUUAAAUAGGACAUUGUAAUAGCUGUUUAUACCAAAUAUCUUCUUCCUUACUGACUUAGAGACAUGCAUUAUUACAAUAAUUUCCCUCAGUUGCUCAUGGCAUACACACUUAUUCCCAACUCUGUCAACUUUGUCCAAACCACAACUGUUUUUUCUUCUUCUAAAUUAAUUCAUCACACACACUGAUUUUUGUUUAUUUCCCUAACAAAAGCCUUGCACUCUACAAGACACAGCAAAGCAUGAAAUGAGGGUGCACCAGCAAGGGUAGCUAAGCACCCCUCUGCUAUAGAUCACCCCAUCCUGUGGCUGGGUCCAUUAUAAGGAAGAAGCAGUAAUCAGGCUAACAUAACGUGCAGUCUGAAUUGUGUGCUUGCAAUUUUUGCUUGGACCUCUGUGCUUAUAGUUGUGUUUAGCAUGUGUUGUUUGCACCAGUGCUUCUCAAGCUAUUUGAUGUUGUGGACCAGCAAUUCCCCCCACCCCACCCCAAUGUACCAGGGAUCAGUACCAUAUUUGGUCCUUGAAACAUCCCACCCAGGCUGUGGUGUAUUCACCAGGGACCAGCAGCCAAUAGCUUGCGGACUGGUGCCGGUCCACGGACCACUACUUAGAGUAGCACUGGUUUGCACUACAUUUUGUGUCCAGUUCUGAUUCCCCACAUCCUUUGGGAAUGGCCACAGCUUAGCAACAGAGUACAUGCUUUGCAUGCAGAAGGUCUCAGAUCCAGUACCGGAGCAGGUUGCUUCACCUCUGAUUCCCUCCCCUGGGUCUUUUCUAUCAUCUUGUAUUAUACAUGUCUAUAAGUAAGUAAAGGAUUUUAUUUGAAUUUUCAAAAUAGUGCCAAACCACCAUGCACCUCUGAUGAUGCAAGGAUCACAUAAUAAGCUAUGUAUGAACUUCUCACCUUCCAUAUGCAAAAAUUCUUACUUUUAUAUAUUAAUAUUUCUAGUUAAAAAACACUUAGCUACAUAGCCCAAUGCUGAAUAGGUUGCUUCCUAUGUUUCAGGCUUAAAUACAAGUUGUGGGAGAGGACUAUACUUUCAUGUUAACUGAAUUGCAUGAUGAGAAUAAAGAUUUAUAUAGUGAUUACCCGCAUAGCUUCAAAAACCCUUAACAUUGCAGGAACAAGGCAGGCCAGCCUAUUUAUCCUAGGAUUGCAGAUGGGGAGGAGGCUGCUAAGGUCCGUAGAGGAUAGUAGGAAACAAAUUUCCACAAAAUAACUAGCUAUUUUUAUUCAGAUGCUUUGGUUAAAAGAAUAUGUUUGUAGAAAUAUUGCUUUAUUUCUAAAGUAGACUGCAAAAUGUCGUGAGUGGGAAUUGCCCUCUGAGGGUAUAUAGGGGAGGAGAUCCAGCCACCAUCACAAUUGCCUAGUUUGUUUGCAGUCUCUGUCCUUGUGAGGUGCACAGCGUUUUCUACAGCCUAGAAGAGCAUAAGCUACCUAGAUGGCAGCUCUUUCAAGAUGAAACUUAGGGUAGCAGCAGGUCACCUUAGAGGUGAAUGUCAAGGAGUGGGAAAAUGGUGAAGAGUUGUAAUGAACCUUGCAUAAUGGGGAUGGGUACUAUUUGGAGGAUGGGAGAAAUGCUGGAUUUGUGAAAGAGUGCUUUCUUCCAGCUUCAGCUGGUAUGCCAGCUACGUUUGUUCCUAGACAGGGAUAGUUUGGCUACAGUGGUGCAGCCACUGGUAACCUUUAGAAUGCAGUACAGCAGUGCAUGCUACGUAGGGCUGCCCUUGAGUCUGGUUCAAAAAUUGCAGCUAGUAUAGAAUGAUGUGCCCUGGCUUUUGGCCAGUGCAGCUUCGUAUCAGGUAGUCUUGGUGGCUAGAAGCACCUUUUAUCAGCUGCAGCCAUUCCUGGACCAGGAUAGCUUGACCACUGUAGAUCAGACACUGGUAACUUCAAGACUGGAUUACUGCAAUACAGUCUAUGUGGGACUUCCCUUGUUUGGUCCAGAAACCUGAGUUAGUGCAGAAUGCUGAAGCACAAUUUCUGGUAAGGGUAAGAUCCUGUCCUGCAGGGCAAAUGGCAUUCCCCCCGCCUUUCUUUCUGUAUUUUAACUGGGAAAACAGAAAAUCUGUGUGUGUCUUUGUGUGUGCACCUUAAAGAGUCCCAAUCUGAUUCAGGGGCCCUUGUGACUGCAAUUAGAAGAUCACAAUUACAGAUUUCCCAUAUAAUAUAAAGGUACACCUUAAAUUAAGUGAAAGAAAAUUGGACAGCAAGUGGGCAAGUUAUGUUUUUUAAUGCUCCCCUGCAGUAAACAAGCCCAAUCGUCGUCCUCAUUCUGCACAAUAUGUAAAAUGACUCUUGAAUGUUACAUUGGGAGGCAAAGUAAUGGUAUAGAAAAGAUGCCAUAUAUGUUUCACAUUCGCACCAUUGCUUGUGUAUGCAGGUCUACCCUAAGGGGUCAGCAUGGUCAGAAGCAGUGCUAUUUUUCUAGAAAAAGAGGUGCCUUGUUCUCUUAUAAUGGCAAUGUCGCCCACCUGAGAGGUGCCAGAACUGAGUUCUGGUGCGUUCCAGCUUGGGAAAAAAAAUAUCUGGUCAGAAGAACUGAUUGCUGAAUGGCCUGACCCUGACAACUCAUGCUUCUGACACUAGUCACUCACCUGGGCCUUUGGGUUGGCCAUUGCAGUGUGGUUAAGAUGUGGCAGGAUUGGAGCCAAGCACUACCACCCCACCCACCUGCAAAGCAUGCCCAAGGGUCCAUCAAGGAGUGAGAUGAAUGGGUUAACAGGGUCAAAGUAGUCAGCAGUGGGCAACAGUGGUUUGCUGCAUCAAUGGGCACCUACGCAGCCCUUCCACAGCAACCCAUCUUAGAAGCUGCACAUGGUAGUGGGCUCACUGAAGUCUAAUGUCACGUGGGAACAUGCUAGUCCAUUUGGACUAACAGCAUGCUUCCACUAUAUAUUUUGCUUUUAAGGGCCAAACUUGAAGGGAUGUUAACUUCAUGAAGGCAAUUAACAUAUGCAACCACUGCAAAGUAGGCUUGGGACCAUUAGUGGAAGAGAGCAGGAACUUAGCUCUUUCUCUCCCACAAUAUUGCUUCCCACAAAAUUGCUGAACUUUGUCAGGCAGAAUCAAGAUUCUUGGCUGCUAUUUACAUACAAAAGAAGUACAUGUCUGUUGCAUUCAUGGCCCACCAUGAAUGAGCAUUCUCAUACUUUGCAAGUCUUCAUCAAAAGCAUUAAGUAUUAUUAUCUGUAUUGCAGGCUUCUGUAUUUUAGAUUGGAGGAAAAAACUUAUUGCAGUUCCCUUCAUUUCAUUUCAGCCAUUGCUUCAGCCCUCCUCCUUGACUAUCAGGCACACUCCACAAUUUAUUUUGUUCACAUCCAACCCAUUCAGGAAUCCCCACUAACUUGUACAGCUGUGUCUUGUACAACCAUGACUCCUAGAGAUCCCCAAGGCCUCUCCUUUUUUACCAUCAGCAAAGCAUUAAUUUGUAUUAGACUACAUCUAUGUAUUCAUUUAUUUAUUUUUAAGUUACUUGAGCCAAAAGACAACCCACAACUCAGUGUGGGGAAAGCACGUUACAGAUUACUGACAUGACAAUCUGCAUCAAAGAGCCAUCGGUGCAGACCAGCCCUAUGUAUCUAGGUUCCUACUUAUACCUAUCCCAGGUGCAAGGUCCAUAGCUGUCAACUUUUCCCUUUUCUUAAGGGAAAUUCCCUUAUUCCGAAUAGGAUUCCUCACAAGAAAAAGGAAAAGUUGACAGCUAUGGCAAGGUCAGGGGUGCCAACUUAAAUAAAAUAUUGUGGGGGCCCAGGUAAGCCCCACUCUACAUAAUCAAUCACAUGACGCAGUGCACACACAAACACACUAUUUGAAUGGGAAUGCCCAUCAACUUUGUGGGGGCUUGGCUCCCUCAAAAAAGUUUUGUGGGUUUUUGGCUUCUAUGUGCAAGGCUGAGUCUGCUCACUGGGAAACAGAGGCAUAGUGGGGGGGGGGGAGCCAGGGGGGCAUGGCCCCAGCUGCAUAUUUUUGAGGGGGAGCAAUAAGGCACCCCCAUGACAGGUACAGAGCCCAACUCUAUGAGUAGCUUCUGCUUUAAAAGCAGCUAUGCUUAAAGGCUGGCAAAGUGACUUUAUCCAGCCCUGAAAAGUGCACCACUGGAGUGGUUGUGUGGGUGGAGCGGGGUGGAAUGGAAGAGGAGGAAGAGGAAGGCAACAACAGUAGUUGAAAAGUCAACCAUGAGUUGGAAGGAUUAAUGGCCGCGAAAGCAGCAACAGCAGCUCCCAGAGCAAAUAUCUCAUAUGUACUCUGGAUGUACUGGUUUAGAUAAAAUUAACUCACAGCAAAACAAAAAGCGUAAAAUAAUUCCACUGCUAUACCUCUAAUCUAAAAGCAGCCCCCAAAUCCUCAACACACCACAAUUUUCUGCCUGGGUCAUCGGAAUAAGAGAGUGCAGAAUCAAGCUUCAUAUCAUAGAGACUUUUUUUGAGAAACUAUUGCUUCAUAAUAAUAAAAUUUGUUAGGAAAAAACCAAUAGCAACUCUACAGAAGUUUCUUAGAAAAGAGUGGAAGGAGGAAGAUAGAUAUCUGCCUUGCUACUACACUAUAUUUUAUAUAUUAAUGAAAGUUACUCUGAAUUAUUAAAGAAAUACAAAUAAUGGUUUUUAUGCUCCAGCUUGCUUAAUGCAGCACAUCUAAAUUAUUGACUCAUUUUUGUUGCCAUUAGUGUUGUACCACAAAACACUACAACAUUGACUAGCAAUCAAAUUAAUAAAAUAGUGACAAUUAUUUCAUGAAAAAGCAAGGGAGGAGAAAAGAAUUGCUGUUGAGGAAACAGGAACCUUGAUCCACGGAUUUUGAUUUUCUUAAAUUGCUUCAUUAUGUAAUCAAAUAUUAAUAUCCCAUAUUUCCUGAAUGCUUUUAUGCUGUGAGACCCAUGAUCCUUUGAAGCUUAUAUAUUCUUAUCUACAGAAGUUGGUCUGAUAUCUUCUCUCUCUAAAAAGAUUCAAAGCAUUUCAAAAGCCACAUAUAGAGCUGCCAGUUAUUUCUCGUAGUAAAAAAAAUAUGCCGUAAGAUUUGGAAACAGAUGACUUAGAACAAAUGGACAUAUAUAAUACAUCAAUGACAAUUAAGCUGAACAGUAAAGGAAGCACAGGUCUGGAUUUUCCUGUGCAGAAUAUCAGACAUAACCAUUGCUCCUAAUAACUAUCAUUUCACCAUUUAAAUCAAGCACAGCAUGAAGCUCAUGUGAAACUUACUAAUUAAGCAAAAUCCUGUAAUGAAGUUUCUAAGAACUGUAAUGAAGUUUCUAAGAGCAAACUACUUUGGAGAAUGGUAUAUAAAUUACCUGGUAGGUGAUGUGAACAAAAGGUGGUUCUUGAGAAGAUGGGUAAGCUACAGAUAGUCUCUUUCCAUUUUUUGUGAAAUCUACUAGUUCCAGAAGUCUCAACUGUAAGUCAUUGAAGCUGCCACACAAUUUUUCCAAAUUCCUGGAUAUUUGACUGCCUCCUUUUUCAUUAGCCAAGCUGCUGUUUUUAGGAGAAUUCAAAGUUUCUUGCAUCACUUUAGAAGAAACUGAUCUAUUGGAAAACCUGGUAGGCGUUCCAAGACCAAACAGGGCUACUGACCGAUUAAUUGGUUCUGCAUCCAAAGUUUCCAGUGCAAUGGAUGGGUCACCUAAGACUCUUUUCUCAUCAAAAUCGCUCACACUAGAUGAUGAACUUUGCUCAUAACUAGGACUCUUCACUUCUUCCAGCAUUCGUCUCCUGCCACUAGGUGACUGAAUAAUCGUUCUGCCUGGGAUUAAGAGCUCCCGCCCUACAAUGUGAUCCUCUGCAGCAAGAUUCUCAAAAUACUUUCUUUUCCCAGGAAUGUUCACAGAGGACUCAAAACUGAAUGGCAGACUGUGGGCGGUAUCAGAUUUUGCUGAUGGCUCUUCCUCAAAUAUUAAUUCUUUGAUCAUCAGUCGGAUGAUAUAUCUAUCAGAAUUAGAUGAUGGGAUAAGUGAGGGGUCAGUGAACUUCUGCUUCCCUAUCAGAACUAGUAAGAGUUUCUCUGUCAAAAAGGACAGACCCUUGGGUCGUUCGCUUUUCUCUAGUUGGAUUUGCUGAAUAUUGGGCAUGCAGGAUGAGGUGACUGAGUAGACUAAAACAAUGUUACAAGUGUUAGAAGCUAUUGCCACAAUCUGAGCUCUAAGGUCAAAAGCAAUUAUAUCAGGGACCAAAAUUCCUGGAAUGCUGACUUUCCUGGUUGUGGUUACCUUUCCUUCAAAAGUCACUAAGAUCAAGUGUGACGAAUCUUGGCCAGUUCCUGAAGGGUAAUCCUUCCUUCUCAAAGGAAUGAGAGGACUGGGAUCAGAUCUCCGGUGAUUUGAAAGGAUGUGGGUUAAAUCAACUGGGCCCGAGGAAGAUGAAGCUACUGAAUCAACGGCUACUGAUUUGUCUGAAUCUAUAGACUUCCUUCGCAGGUCCAUAGAGUAUUCCUCAUCCCCAAGCACCAGUGUAGACUGCGAAGUUAAAGAACCCGUUUCCGUUCCUACAGGCAAUUCAAAUGUAAUGCCUGCAUUUAAGCCACAAAUCUUAUCAAGGGGGAGUUCGGUAGCCACAGCAAUUUGAAAAUCCAACGUGGCUUCGAUAGCACAAAUGUAGCUUCCAACGUCAAAUAUUGGGCAAAAGGAGCAAGCGUUUAAUGUUUUCUGGGCAUCGUCCCAUAUAUAGGAGUGAAGAGCGCUGCCUAUAGCAACGACUAAGCGAUGCCCAUCCUUAGUCCAGCAAGCACAGUGGAUGAGACCACUGCUUUUGAUAUCUGCUUUAAUCCUGGAGUUGUCUGAACGAACGGCAUAUAAAACAGAAGCAUCCCGUUUGGUAAGUACAGACAAAACGUCCCUCUUUGGGUGCCACACACAUCCCUGAGGAAGCAACUGGAAUGGCUCGCCAAUUUCACAGGUCUGAGAAACCAGGAGCUUAUUCUUUUCCGAGGCAACGUGGCUCAGUUGCCAAACGCUGACAUGCUUCUUAUGCUGAACAGCUAGCAGGGCUGGUGUGUCAGCCGAGUAACAUGGGCUCCAGUAAAGUCCAUGGACGUGUUCAAACUGACCAAUAACAGUUGAGUCGCCAAACCGCAGUUCUUUGUUGUGAAAGUGCAGGCCGGUCAGUGCCACCUGCUUGCCAUCUGUCCACGCAAUCCCAUGCACAGGGUGUAUGGCCUGGUGCAAAGCAUUAAGGCCUGUUCUCAGCAGCUUCGCUUUCCCCAGUUCCAUUAUUCAACCCUCCUUGCUAGUGUGGUUGGCUCCAAAGUUGAUUUUUCACAGGAUUCAUCAGAACAGCUUGACAAAGCAAAUGCUCCUUGACCGAAGACGGAUUUCCCUAUGGCAAUGCCCCUUCUUUCAAGCCUCUUCUGCGAUGUAGCUCUGCUGAUGUAUAGAUCUACAUCAAAGCUGCUCUAACCAUACUCUUUUCUGGGGAGGCGCUCUCUCUCUGUGUGUCUCUCACAGACACAUGUGACAUCUAAUAAGGUUUAGCUAAUUACUGUUCUCUGAGAUGACAUGUUCUUGGAAGCCUAUUUUUAACUCUUUAAGGGCUGGGCCUGUGUUUUAAAAUAGCAGUUUAAUACCUUCAGUGAAUAACGGUCUCUUCACUGAAUGGAGGAAAGCUCUUAUGCACCAGCAAGCAAUGCAGCUGCAGCAUGAAAUAAUGACCUGACACUUUUUCUUUCACAGCCCCUGAAGGGAACACUAAGAAUAUUUAAUCACAUUCUUGAAGUAUAAGGAAAGAAGGGUAGUAUUCAGUUUUGCCAGUAGUUCCAACCAAGUAAUGGGAGUGACAGGAAACAAAAGCAAGAGCAACAGAAAUAAGGUGUUGGUUUCUGUGAGUGGCAGACCAAUUGAUUCCAGACUUUUCUUCUUCUGCAUUUACUCUUUUCUCACUUUAUUCUGUAAUCCAAACUGAAGGGUCAUAAAAAGAGAAAAUCUGGGCCUUAAGCCUGAGUCAUACUAUCUUGAAGCACUGAUGGUAAUUAAAGAUGCUUAUGGGCUACCUGUGAUUACUUUCUGGUGAAGGAAAUGUGCUCUGCACACGCUCAGAAGCACUGUUAUCUUUAUUAGUUUUAUUUCAUGCAUUUGAGUGCUGAAUCCCAGCAUUUAGAAGGAAUACGGGAAAUAAAUGUUCACAAUACUGUAUGAUUAAAAGAUGCAAGGCUUUGCAAUGAAUUUCUUUCUUGCUGUGAAUAAGAUAUUGCAGAAGCCAACUCAAAGCAGUGCAGUUCAUCUCUUGUCCAUGUUUUACAUUACUCCCUUGUCUCAACUGCCUCCCAUCUUGCUGACCUUAUUUAGAAUAAUAGAUUCAUAGAAUCAUAGAGCUGAAAGUACCCACUAACUGACACAAAAGGCACCCAGUGCAGCAGUUAGGCUGUUCUUUCCCACAACAGAGCAGAAGGAAUUCCAAAUGAAAUGCACUUCAUCCAAGAUCCCAUUAUGGCUUGUACAUCAAUUCUGUAUCUUUGGCUGGAGUAGUACAUCAAUUCCCAAAAGUAAAAACAGCCACCAGAUGGCGCCUCUGACAGUUUCACAGGCACAAUUAAAGCAGCCUUUUAACAGACAUGUCUGCAAAAGUUCCCUGUUCACAAAAUACUUGAAUGGUUUUAGUUAUUUGUGGCAUACACUGAUGACCUGAAAAGGGGGGGGGGACCAGGUUUCCUCCAAUUCACAAUGGUUCCCCUGGCUAAGCUGGGCUCAGAUCUCAUAAACCUUGUUGCAACUUCAAAUUUAAUACUACCAAUACAGCAGCUGAAUACUACCAAUAUUUCACAGAAAUGUAGAGAAGUACUUCAACCCUCCUCCUCCUUUUACCUGAAAUCUUUAUUUCUUGUUUUUUUUAAUGUAUUCACAAAAAAUAUUGUGAACAUAAUUUCAGUUCAAAAAUACAGUAUCACAUGCGUAAAAUAAUGCAUAGGUGAAAUAUAGCAACAAUGCAUAAUAAUAAUAAUAAUAAUAAUAAUAAUAAUAAUAUAAGCCCAAUACACAAAACCUCAACACAUUGGGCUGCUUGUCAGUAAAACAUGUAUCAGACUGCAGCCUUGACUUGUAAAUUAAGCUAGACACUUUCCUUUUUAUUAAGGGCUGUUACAAUGAUUUCCACAGCUUGGCCUUGAUCUCUUUGUGAAGUUACAAAAAGAACUUGAAAGCAAACACAUUUUGUUCAGGCCCCCACUUCUGCACAAUACUUUGUGUGUGUGUCUGUGCAUUGUGCAGAAUGUGGGCUAUCAAAACUAUGUCACUCUGUAGAAGGUUACAUAUUGUAAUACAAUACUUGAGAGAGCAUUCUCACAUCCAAAUUAUUUUCUCAGCAUUUUUACCCUUGGAGGGUGUGUUUGUGUGUGUGUGUGUGUGUGUGUCUGUCUGUCUGUCACAGACUGGACAUGCUGAAAGAAAUCCAGAUGUACCAAUAAAUGACUCAGUGCUUGUAUGUUGAUUCAGACAUUAAGCAAGGCAGAUGGUGCUGUUGUCUUCCACAUAAAUUGUUGGCAUAGUGCGCCUUGGGGGCGAAGUCAAACUUGAAAGGUUACAGGGCCUUCUGUGGCUGUAGAGACCGAUACGGGGGGAGACAUGUUUUGUUGCAGCUGGGGUGGAUGAAGCUCCUCCCAGUGGUCAUUCCUCCUCUGAUCACUGCUAUGCAUACAUGACCUGACUGUCUCCAGGCAUCAUGGAGUUGAUGUUGCCAGCCUUCAUGCCACAUUUGCAGACAUCUUUGUAAUACAGAGUUUUACCCCAGUGGGUGUGGUGCCUGAAGCCAGUUCCCCAUAAAGAACUACAUCAUCUAAAUAAGGGAGAGGGGGAAUGCUUGUCAAAAAGUGCUCCCAUGCCAGUUCAUUCUGCAUGUGUGGAGCCAACAGCUCCUGGAGGAAUGGAGGGCUUCCAUCCUAUCUAAUCUCCUUCCUUUCACUGUCUCUUAAAGCAGAGCCAGCCCUACCAUUGGGUAGAGUGAAGCAUCUGCCUCAAGUGGCAGGCGGUGAUGGGCAGGCGGCAACAGUGAGGUGAAGAACAUAGCUAUUUGUGCUAUGUGACCUGCUCUCCAGCCCCUAAGCUAGCCUGCUGCCCUAAUGUCGUGAUUGAUACUGUCCCAUCACCAGGGCUGAAGGAAUAUCCAAAUGCAAGUCUAGCGGGCUUCAGUACAUGGAAGGGAAACGGAGGGAGCUGUCGUCUUGUCCUUCACCCGAGGCAGCAAAAUGUAUUGGGCUGGAUCUGUCUCAAAGCUUUCUACCACUUAAGAGUGCCAGGGGCAGACCCCGAGAGGACCUCAAAACCUUACAGUAUUAAAUUACUGAACGGGGGGGGGGGGGGAGGAAUUGGAUGGAGGAAUGAAAGUAUUUGUUUCCAAACCCUUUUUGCAAGUAAACAGUAUAUAUUAAAGUAAAUCUUCCUGGACAGUGAUUUAAAAGAAAUAAGAAUAAAACAGAGUGAUUUUAUGGGCUGUUUCUUUAAUUGAUUUAGUGAAAAUUAAAUUAAACUAGCAAGAGAAGGGUUGGGAAAAUUUCCAGCAUUAAUUCUUUGUAAAUAGUGAAGGCAGAAAUCUUAGUCACUUAUUACAUAUAUAUGUCACUUGCUUUAUACAGUUGUUAUAGUCCUAUUGUGCUUAGGAAUUGUAUGAAGCCUGAUAUUGCCAUAUGAUUCUGUGCAUUUUGCUUUCUUAUAUAUAUGGCAAUUCUAACCUUGAAAAACCUUUGGUUAGAGAACAUAAUCACAUACAAAAAGUCUAGCUGGAUCAGACCAAAGAUCUGUGUAAUUCAGUAUCCUGUUUUCCUUAAUUGCCAGUCAGAUGCUUUGUCUAGCUGUUGUCCCUCAGCAAAUGGCAUCUAGAGGUGCAGUACGUCUGAUCAUGGAGGCAGUAUAUUGCCUUUAGGAUUAUCAGCCAUUGAUAGCCUCCUCUUUUAAAAAAAGAAAUCAUAAAUAGUGUGCACCAAUACUUCAAACAGGGAUUGUGAAAUGCAUCCAAGCUACAUCCCUUAUCCAAAUUCCAUGACACUUCUGGUUAGCUGCUGUGGGAUGCAGGACUAGAUGAACCUUUGAUUUGUUCCAGCAGAGCUCCUUUCUCAGUUUAUUAGGAAACUGCUUUACACUUAGGGCUCAUCCGCACUUCCGCUUGCCCUGUGCCUAGAAAGCAUGGAUCUGAACAGUUUUCCACGUCUGUGCUUUCUAGGUAUGGGUCUGUCUGAGUUGCUUUGCCUUUCCCCCACUGCUUUCCCCCAGAAAACUUGCUCUUUAAUGCUAAAUCGGAACAAACAGCAAUCUGUUGCCAUUUGUUCCAAUUUGGCACUAUACUGACUGGCAGUGGCUCGUGAGGGCUUCAGACCGGAAGUCUCUCCCAGUCCUACCUGGAGAUGCCCUUGGAGGUUGAACCUGGUACCUUCUGCAUGCAAAACAAAUGCUCCACCACUGAGCUAAGGCUUUUCCUCACCAAGCAUCUGCUCUUUGGGCCUUAGGCAGAGGAUUAGAGGCAGAUGUAGGGGAAUGCAACUGAUUCAAUUGCACUGGGCAUGAAGCCUUGGGGACUCCACCAGAGAUGCAAACUAUGUUUUAGAAUUGAGGGUGAGGGGGGCGCUGCUGAAAUUUGAGACCCCAAGUUCUGCAACUGGAAGGAUCUUUCCCAGGGACCUUCUGCAGUCAAAGCUGCUGCCUUUACCGCUGAGCAAUGGUGCCUCCCUAUUAAAAAAACAACACCCCUGUUUUCUACAGGUUCAUUUCUAUUCUUGUCCAGUAUAAUGAUAGCUGCAGGGUCCUUGUUGCUUUAUUUCCUGAGGCUGCAGGCAGGAUUGCAGAGAGGGUUUCUCUGGAAACGAGUCUCGCGGUUGCAGCUUUUUCAGUUCUGUUUGGUAGGCCUGGAUCCUUACUCUGUGGUAUUUUUAUUUAUUUUUAAAAUUUGUAUAGCACCCUUCAUCCAAAGAUCACAGGGCAGUCCACAACAUAAAAAUACGGAAUGGAAACACAAAAUACAUAAUAAAACAAAAGCAAAGCAAAGCAAACCAGUAACCCGUCCCUCCCCCAUUCACACAUUUUAAAGCCCACAGAAUGUUAAUCAGCCAAAUGCCUGGUUGAAGAGAAAUGUUUUCACCUGGCGCCUAAAUAUAUUUAAUGUAGGUGCCAGGUGAGCCUCCUUGGAGAGAGCAUUUCACAGGGGAUGGGGGACACUUCAGAAAAUGGCCAUUCUUGUUUUACCACUCCAGAACUCUUGUGGAGGAAGCACACGAGGAAGAUCGCAGGGUCUGGGUUGGUUCAUAUGGGGAGAUGGGGCCCUUGAGUAGAACCAGCCUCGUAUAGGAGCAGCUUCGCACCUUAGCGCUCUGCCUAUGAAAUGGGGCUUGAUAGCAUGAAACGGAGCAAAGUAAAGUAAAAAAAAAAAAGUGCAUAAAAGCCCUAGAUUGGAAUCAUAGGCUCACGGAGUUGGAAGGGAUCCCGAGGAUCAUCUAGCCCAACCCCCUGCAAUGCAGGGUUCUCACAUGACAUAUAGCCACCCAACCUCCACUUAAAAUGCGGAGCCGUUUCCACGCACGCGUUUGGCAAGCCGGGCUCUGCGCUGCCAAAGGAGCAGCGCCUGCUUCCCGCAAGGAAACAGGACUGCAUUCAUUCCGCAAGCUGCGCUGCCUGCCUGCCUGUCUUCUCUUUUCGCCGCGCGGUCCCCCGCCCUCUUACUCCGCCGCCCAGCUCCUCCCCACGGGAGGCUUUUCGCCCUGCCUUCCCCUCCGCCACCUCGCGGGGGGAUUGGGCGACGGCGGCGCCUGCAGCCCCCCACCCCACUUUUCCAUUGGCCCGGUGGGCUGAUGGGCAGCUCCGGAGGCGCUUGUCCGUCAGCUGCGGAGAGGGGCGGGGAGCUAUGCGCCGGCUGGAGGGUCUCGCUAAGCCGGGACCGGCCGAGGAGGACGGCGGCGCGUGGUGCGCGGAGCAGGUUGCCAAGCGGGAGCGCGCCGCGUCGAGAGCACGGCGGCCAUGGGGGUGGAAGUGGAGACCAUCACGCCGGGAGACGGUGCGGUGCCCCCCUCGCUGCGGGUUCGGGCUGAGGGGCGCGGGGAAGAGAGGGGCGGCAGGGCAAAGCAGCUGCAGGAGGAGCUGGGUGCCUAUGGGGGAAAGGAGGGUGGUGGUGGUGGUGGUGAAGCUUUUGGCUGCUCAGAAGAGGAGAGGAGGAGAUUUGGUUGGGAGAAGGCGAUGAAUGAACUGGAAGGGGAGUUUUUUGGCCAGGGAGUGGUACCAAGUAGGGGUGCUCCUGGUAACGGUGGAGCUACGUCAGUUCUGGAAUUGUCCAGUUGGAAGGGACCCCAACGAUCAUCUAGUCCAGCCCCCUGCAAUGCAGGAAUCUUUUGCCCACCGUGGGACUCGAACCCACGAUUCUGCAGUUAAGAGCCUCAGGCUCCACCGACGGAGCUGUUGAGGGCCAGCUCAGUGCAAUGCAGGUGCGUGUUCAGGGUUUCUGGGUACCUUAUUUGAGCUGCAGCGCGUCCUCCUGUUCUCCACACCCUGGUCAGUACCCUGUGGUUCUUUGGCUCUCUCCUGCCUUGGCCAUCACUCUUGUCCACCUUGCCAAGCUUGUAAAGUAUAUUUCAGCCCAACUGCGGCUGACGAAGGGAUCGGAUUUCCUAUCAUUUCAGAGGGAUAUUUGAGGUCAGAGGGCUGAGGGGUAGGUGACUGUCUCUUUCUCUGGCUGUCAGGAGAUUGAAUCAGGGAGGAUCGGAGAAAGUGGAACCUACAGGAUGUUCGGAACAGGAAUUUUAAAAUGCAAAAUGCGUGGAAAAAAUGCUAAAUGCAAAUAUACCUACAUAUAUAUAUGGUGGGGGAUGGGAGCGGUCAGGUGAGGGGAAACUUGAGACUCCCUGGCUUAGAAUAUGGUGGAGGGUGCCUGUCCUGAGCAACAUAAUGAGGGGAAAUGCCCAGAGGGCUCUGUGGAUCGGUGGGCUGCAGUCUUCUGCUUCUUUGGCAGCAGCAUCGGCAGCCACAAGCGAUUAGGGAUAUUUAAAUGGCAUUUGCUGACAGCUGCAUAAAUCCAAGCGCAGUGAAGUAAUUUAGUAGCAAGAGCAAAUUAUAGUACGCUGUACUUCCCUGUUUAAAAUGUGAGCCUCUCCAUUCAGGAGAGAGACAAGGCUUCAGGCUUGCUCCUCUGUGAAAACCUGGAGAAGGCUCUUAUUGAAGAGACCACUGCUGCAACUGCAGAGCUAGCAAAGCAAAGAACUCCUGUUUUUACGGGGUGGGGGUGACCAGUGAAUGGGAUUUAGCAGGGUUUUGUGGCUGACAGUAACAUGUGGAGAUAGCUUUUUGCCAUGAAGUGGAGAUAGCUUUUUGCCAUGAAGGAAAUGUGUGCCACUUAGUCAUUAGCCAGACAUUGACUUUGAAGAAGUCUUCGUUGUGGGUGCAGCUCGGUUUGAGAACAUACAAUAGAACGAUGGCAGUUUGGCCCAGCUCACAGCACAGAGGAAGAAUCCUGUAAAACCUCAAAUGCUCUGCUCAUUCUAAAAUGGUUACAGCGUGUUCAGCCAGGCAUAACUCUUCAGUUUCACCAGAUUUACAGCCCCUGACUGGUGAAUAUAAUUACUGUGGACAAUAGUCUACAGAUUUUGGCAGGUGAGUAAGUGCCUGGGACAUCUGAUUGGCCACCAUGGGAAAAGGAUGCUUGACUAGAUAGCUCAGAAAGUAGAGCAUGAGACUCUUAAUCUCAGGAUUGUGGGUUCAAGUAGGGUUGCCAUACCUCUGGAAUUUCCUGGACAUAGCCGGAAUACUGCAUUUGGAAACAGUGUCUGUUGCAGAAAUCGCUAAAAAUGUCCGGGGAAAUCCGGACGCAUGGCAAGUCAUGUCGGCAGUGUCAUUUCUGAUGAUUUACCUGAAAAAAUAAGGUAAAGGUACCCUUGCCCGUACGGGCCAGUCGUGUCCGACUCUAGGGUUGUGCGCCCAUCUCACUUAAGAGGCUGGGGGCCAGCGCUGUCUGGAGACACUUCUGGGUCACGUGGCCAGCGUGACGAAGCUGCACUGGUGAGCCAGCACUAGCGCAGCACACGGAAACACCGUUUACCUUCCCGCUAGAAAGCGGUACCUAUUUAUCUGCUUGCACUUUAGGGGUGCUUUCGAACUGCUAGGUGGGCAGGAGCUGGGACCGCAGGCGGGAGCUCACCCCGCUGCGGGGAUUCGAACCGCCGACCAUGCGAUCGGCAAGCCCUAGGCACUGAGGAUUUACCCACAGCGCCACCCGCGUCCCAUACCUGAAAAAAUAGCUCCAGUUUAUUUAUUUUUGCUCAACAACUUUGGAACUUUUUGAAAUAUCUUCCAGUCCUACGUUGGGCAAAAUAUUCCUACAUUGCAGAGGACUAGAUGACCCUCGGGUCCCCUUCCAAGUCUAAAAUUCUAUUAUUCUAGGUCUUUGGUCUGAAUGAGCAGGGCUGCUCUUUUGUUCACAAGGUAGCCGAUACAAAGUAAGUGUAUCCCCUGUGGACCAGAUGCUCAACAAAAGGAUUUUACAGGGACAAAGUGGAAGGCACCAUGAUCGCAGUAUGAGGCACAUUCUUCUGCUGUUUGCCUCCCCAUGUCACUGAUAACUUUGUUGAAAAUGGUCCUGUGAUGAAGCAAACUAGAAGCUGGCCGAAAUCAAGCUUUUGGUCACUGCUCUUUGAAAUCAUAUUUGUGGGCCCUCUUUAGGCAUGGUUGUCAUUUAAUUAAAAAAACACAGUAGUAAAAGAAUGAUCCCAAUUGUAUCGUUUAAAUUGAUGGUCACUGAAAAUUGAAAUCUGUUCCCCCUUCUUUCCAAAUGGCACAUAUAAGCCACUCUCUGGGAGGGUGAGACUAGCAUAAGCUACAGGUAUGUGAUUACAAUGUCAUUCACACUACAUGACACCAUCUCUGCCUCUACACCUUUGCUUUCUUACACUGGUCGGUGUUUUUAACACAGAAAACCGAAAUUAUUCAAUUUCCAUUUUAUCUUGUAUUUAAUGUAGAUUUCGAUAUGAAUGAGUUUAUUCUGCUUUGACUCUUUUUAAACAUCCACUUUUCUAAAAGGAUGUUCAACAGCAUUUUUAACGUAUGCGUUUGUUCAUGUUUUUAAACAGGAAGGACAUUUCCAAAGAAAGGCCAGACAUGUGUGGUCCAUUAUACAGGUAAGUUCCAUUAUGAAUAGACCAUUUUGUGUUUUCAGAUUGUUAUUUUCUGUUUGCAGUCCAACCAUAUUUAUUUCUCCAUACUGAUUCGUGAUGUCCUACAUCUUUGUAUAACGGCAUUCAGGUUAUCCAAAAUGCUAUUGAUUUACAUGAAUUCAGAUAAUUGUUGCUCAGGUUAUUAUACUAAAAGAAGUACCCUGGACCCUUCUAGCUUUUCUCUCCCUCUCCCCACCCAUUUCAUAAAAAGGACCAGAGGUUGUAGUCUAGCUAGUCAUGUUGUCAUCACUACAGAAAGCAGAGCAGAAGCUUGAUUUCUUCAGUACAGCAUUAAUGACUCCACUCCUGCCUUGCUGUUUUUUACCCUUUCUUCUACUGCUCAGUACAUACUGAACACUUAUGAUGUUCUUUGUGGAGAGCAGCUAUAAAGCCUGUCAGUGUUCAGGUGCAGUGGUCUUCAGCUUACUAAGAGCUGGGACUCACCUGUAAUCCCAACCUGAAAUAUGGGACUCUCUUUCAAACGAUCAUAGGCUCCACAGGGCAGAGCCCAGCAUUAAAAAGGGUGGAUCCCAAGAAUCUGGGGUGUGGUUGAGGCAGUCUGAAAAAGCAGAGUGUUAAAAGAAAAUCAGCAUGAAGAAGUGGAGUGUCAUGUUAGUGGGUAGGGCAAUUUUAAUGUGUGUGCCUGGGGGACGGUGUGUGUGCAGGUAGUAGCCCACAGAGAUUGCAGAGCCCCCUUUAUCUGUCCCCACCUCUGUUACUGCUGCUGAUAGUGUUGCAGCACUGAGUAAGAGCUGGCUUUUUGGUGAGGAGCGGCCAUCAUGCACAUACAGCUGUUUGCACGCAGGCUCUGUAUGUGUUGUUGUGAACUGUGAUUGUUGCAAUGGCAGAAAACAGGAAGCUGCAUUGUGCUGAAUGUACGCCGGUGGUUUUUCUGGAAAAAGGUGCAAAAUUCAAAACUGCAGGUAGAUCCAGAUGAUUGGGGGGGGGGGUUCUGCCAUUAUAAUGUGGCACACAGAGAAAAGCACCCCACCCCCAGACAGUUGCUUCGCAGAAAGAUCUUGUGGAACAUUACUUGGCAGAAGACAAUACAACGGUGGUGAAGUUUGCUCAGUUCUGAAGCCCAAUUCUGCAAGUGUGUCCUUGUGAGACAACUGAAAAUUACCAUGUCACUAAGAGAAGAACAGGAAUUCUCUCAUGUAAAGCCACUGCAAACCAUAUCUCGCGUUUGACAAAUGUUGACAUAAAGAGAAGUAUUUUUAAGCAUUGCUUCUUCUUUUUAACAACCUCAAGUUGUUAGGUUCUUAAUGAAAUAGGGUUUUUUUAAAUAGGUGAGGCCCCCCCCCAUUUUUAUAUUGUGUGCCUUUAACUGCUUGUUCUUAUUACCAAAAUCACUGACUCAGCACAGAAUGAAAUCGGGAUUUAGAAAUGAUCCAUAGAUUAUUGUUGUAUUUACUGGGUUCAUUCAGAGUCAGUAAAGAGUAAGAACUGCUCUCCAAAAAGGUAUCGGUGCUGUCUCCAUGCAGCAGAAGUUCUGAUGAUCAGGGAGGAGGUGCCUCACUUCUGACAUAGCUGGAGAGUAGUAUGUGUGUGAUGCUGAGAUGUCAUUACUGAUGGAGUUAUACAAAGACCCAACUCUUGUACUAUGAUCCUAUAAUCCCUUGUUAGCCGGCUUUUUUCUUUAUUCUGGGAACCACUGUAAAGUGAGCUAAACUUGGCUGCUGUGGCCAUUAAUAUAAUUGCAAUAACUGGCAGAAACUUGCAAGAAGUGGCAAAAAAUAACUCUCCCUUGAGAUGACUAUGAUGAUAUAUUUAUCACUAUUCUGGUAAUGGAAAGAAGGAGCAGACUAGAAGACUUCAGACUACAUGGCUACCAUGCUAGAAUUUCCUUAAAGUAGGGUAGGGAAACCAACCCAAAAUGCAGAGAUACCAAUUUAUUAUUAACUACAUAUUUAAACCAGAUUACUCUGAACAUCUUUACAGAAAUGUGGCGGCAUGGGUGAAUUUGUUCAGUUCCAUGGUGCUCUUUACCCCUUCUUUUGUGACUCACACUUUGACAGUUGAACAAUUGCUUGGAUAAGUAAAACUCAACUUGAUUUUUUGUAAAUCUGCUGCCAUGUUAAUCCAGUGACCUUUGUAUUCAGCAGCUUGCUGUGUUAAUUCAGCAUACUUGAGUUCACAGAAAUCUUCUGGAUAAAUAAACUUUUUCUUAUUUCAUGUUUAGGUAUCUUGUGUUAUUUGCCACCAUUUUAAUCGUAAAGUCCAAUACCGGAAACUGUGUUGGUGGUGAUGGCGUGUGUGCUUUUCAAAAACCCUUUGGCUGUAAAUACACGUAACUCCAUAGUAAGACACAUAGGCGCAGCAGAACUUCUGAGUGAACUUCUGGAUGAAGUAGAAAUUCAUUCCAUUUGAGCCCACCUAAAUUGUAGUCCCUGAAUCCACUUAAGAAUGGAGUUGCUGCUGUGAAAUUGCCAAGCCUGGCACUGACCUGGUACCAGACACUGAGUCCUGAAAGGAUGGCUCAGACUCCACACAGGUCAAGGGUGUUGAGGAGCAGGCAGGGUCCCUUGGAAACAGUGCUAAGGGUCUCCUUGAGGGGCCUCCUGGUGGUGGGGAGACCCACCGAAGAGCAGAGGAAGAGGUGGAGUCACCCUCCACAGUUCUCGAGAAUGCCCAAACCAAAAGAUUUGAGACAAAGAGCAGCAACAUAGUAUACAUCUAUGGACCUUGGGUUGCGAGUGAGGGUGUCUCCCUGUGAGUAAAUAAUCCCCAAAACUGCUUCAUUGUCAGCUGUUGAGGUUAGGAUGUAGUUUAGGAGACUGCAGUAUUAAAGGUCUCCCUCUUGAGCCAUCCAGUUGUUGGAGGAAAGGCUUUUCGUUCCUAAACCUAGUCUUCGUUUCGUUCCUAAACCUGAUUGCUGAGCUACGUGGUGCUGGGACACCCUGUGUUAACUGAUCUUGGGAGGGUUGUCUCUGGAUCAUGUUUUGAACCUUGUGUUUGUCCCCAGUUUCCUUGCACUGCACUACACUGCACCCCCUCAAUGGUAUCUUUAGUGAAUGCUUUGGUGAGAGACUUAUACCUCCUGGCACCCAUGGGAGUGUGACAGGAAUUCACAUUUUUUUCUGAAUUUUGCAAUGCAGUUAACCAGCCAAACAUUAAAAAUGCCAAAUCUUUAUUUGAGGGGAAAGGGUGCACACACACAAAAGCGUAUAUUACUCGAUACUGUGCAAAAAUAAGUGUUGUUAGAAAUUCUGUGCAAAAAUGUAUUUAUGAGGCAAAAUUGCAUACAAAAAUGUGUGGGAGAAAUGUACCAUACAUAAAAAUACAUACAGGCAGCUACCAUUUUGUGCUGGGGUUCCGUUCCCAGACCCUGUGUGUGUUGGUGGAGCACACAUAAGUAUGCCCUACCCUGUUACACCCCAGUCUGUAUAUAUUUUUGUCCAGAGUUUAAAAAAGGAUUACUGCAAGCUGAUGUGGAAAUGGGACGGUGCACUUAAGAUUAGAAAAAAGGAGCCACCAAACAUAGACAUUGACUUUAAUGGGAAAAAUUUGCCCAUCAAUUGCAACCAAUUAGGAAUUGUAAGGAAGGCAACUUUAUUAGAAAACGUUGCUGUUUAUUGAUUGUGCCACCAGAAAAGAAAGUAAUUGCAGACCACUGUCUGUGAAUGGUUCAUUAUGGAAAGGCACCUUGGGCUAAAUUGAUUUUGUUCAAAAUAGACAACUCUGGCAAUAUUUUGUAAGUGAGAGUGCUCAUUGAUUGUUCACUGGCUCCUGUUGUUGUGGGUUUCUUUUCCUUGUUGUUUCUUUUCCUCCAGUUCCUGUUCUGUAUUCCUGAAAUAAUGUACCAUAAGUUAUUUCUGCACUGCAUUAAGUACAGAGUAGCAUGUCUUUCACUCCAUAAAUGCCUUCUGAUUCUAACCAAGUAUUUUCUGAAUAUUCCGAGCAGCAACUGUGUCUCAGGCUUCCUCUCCCUCAUCAUAGUGUAGCAAAACUUCCCCUGUCUCAGCAUCGUCAUGUUGGGCAUUUUCCCUCCCACCAAUAAUAGGGUAUGAAGGUGGGGAAAUAUACAGCAUGAUAAACCAUGUGGAGCAGCAUCCCUGAUGAGAUAUGACAGGCAUCCACUCACUGUAUUUCCCGGAAAUAGUUGAAGAUAUUUUUGUUUUGACAAGCUUUUCCAGCUGGGUGAAAAGGGCUCUGCCUUGGGUGUUCAUUUUGAACUGUUUUUCCAACCUCUCUUCAGUUGUCUUUUGUACUGUUUCUAAACUGGUUAUAUGGUAUGCUUGUAAAUUGCCUUGAGACGCAUGCAGAGCUGACCCCACCCAUGAGGGAAGGUGAGGUGAUCACCUUGGGUGGCAGGAUUCACAGUGGCAGCAGGUCCAGCCUCCAAGGAAUGCCUCGCCACUGCUACAGUGUCAGUGACAGCUGUGAUACACUUCCUGGAGGCCAGAUCUGCCUCUUCCUUGGCAUCCCCCCAUCAAUGCUGCCUCUAGAGUGGCCUCUUGGUGGACAGGAGGCACUCUUGGUCUUCUCCCACCCUUUCCCCCCAAAGUAGGCCUUCCCCCACUUCUCGUACCUAAAGUAGAUCCUUAUUCCCGCAUCUUUCUCAGUGUAGAUCUUUAUUACCGCCUUGUUCCUGAUGUAGAUCAUCACUCACUCCUUCUUCCCUGGUGGAAGGAAGCAUUUUGUGGCCUUGAGCCGAUCCUGGAUGUAUAUAUGUGUGAGUGAGCCAUGUUAUUGAGCUUCUGCAACUAUAAGCAUGCUUGUGCCUGAAUCAGCUACCAAGAAACUAAUUUUUGUGUGUGUGAAGAUUAGAUCUAGUUGUCUUCUACGGAAGGUGAAGGCUGAAGUUUUUCUCAUAGGGCCAAACCCUACCAUGAGGUAGAGUGGAGUGGCCACUCAGGCAGCUCAUUUUAGGUGUCCUGAAGGUACAGAUUCAGUCAAGGUUAGAGAGAUGUGGAGGCGACUGGGCAGUGACCCAUAAAAGUUUUAUCAUUCUCACCAGGAGGUCAGUCCAUCUGGGAACUGGAUGGGAGGGUUUAUACUUGGUGCUGGGAGGCAAGUCAUGUUGGUAUACUGUCUUCCCUACUGCCCAACUACCUCCCUGACUAAGCUGUCUGAAGUAAUCUGGUGAGGAGUUGGAGAAUCUCCCGACUUUAGUUCUGCAGGUAUGCCUGGAAGAAGUGUAUUAUCAAGAUCCUUUCUGGUUUGGAUGCUGAAUCAGCCUUAGUCACCCUUAUAAAUGACCUUCAAAUGGAGUAAAACAGGGUAGUGUGAACCUGUUAGUUUUCCUUGACAUCUCAGUGGUUUUUGACACCAUUGAACAUAGUGUUCUUCUGGAGCAACCCAAGUAGGUGGAAACUGGAGGUAACGUAUUACUGUAAUUCUGCUGCUACCCAUAGGAUUGCUACCAGAAAGUAGUAAUCAGAGAUUGUUGCUCGGCUCAGUGGCUUUGGGACUCUGAUGUCUCACAAGUGUCUCUUCUGUCUCCUGAGCUAUUUAAAAUCUACAUGAAACAGUUGGGAGCUGUGACCUGGGGAUUUGGAACACAGUGCCACCCAUGUGCUGAUGACACACAGCUUUAGCUCCAUUCCAUCACAAUCAGGAGGGACUGUGAAGGUGUUCCACAGGCGUCUGGAAGCAGUGAAGGGCUGGAUCGGGGCCAAUUAAUUACUGCUGAAUCCCAAUAAGACAGAAGCACUGCGGGUAGGUGAUUCCCAUGUCCAGAAAUUAAGGUGUACAACCUGUUCUGGAAGGUUUGCAGCUCCCCACUGAAGAAACAAGUACUUCUGGGAGUACUUCUGGAUUCCAACUUGUCAUUAGGGUCUCAAGCAACUUCUGUAACUAGGAGUGCUUAUGCCUAACUUAAGCUGACUCUCCAGCUACUGUGAUAGCUCAGUUCCUCAUGCUCUGGUGAGCUCCCAUCUUGGCUACUGGCUAUAUGUAGGGCUGCCCUUGAAGAGGGCCCAGAGGCUGCAGCUCUUGCAGAUGAUAAGUGGGGCAGCCCAGUGGAACCUGUGUCACCAGUCCUGAAAGCUGCAUUGGCUGCCAGUGAGGACCAAUUCAGAGCGUUAGUACUAGUAUACAAAGCCCUAAAUAGCUUGGAACCUACAUAAAAAGAGUGCCCUCCCCAGCAUCAACCAUCUUGGACGUUGCACUGCCGGCAGCUGCCUGGCAGGCAUUGACCUGUAACACAGCCUUUUCAGUGGCAGUUCUCCAUUUGUGGAAUGGCUUCUCUGGUGACAUGUGUCUCAUUAUUGACUUUCAGGAGAAAUUUUAAAAGAUUCUUGUUUACCCAGGCAUUUGAUGGCUACAGUACACCCUUCCUGGGCACUCUGGGAUAACUGUUAUCAUCAUCAUCAUCAUCAUAUUUGUGACUCUGGGCUCUUUCAGGAGGAUGGGUAGGAUAGAAAUUGAAUGAAUGAAUGAAUGAAUGAAUGAAUAAAAGAGUUGUGUUUUUACUCCUGAAAUGUGGGAUUUUCUACCACUGGUGCCAAAUGACUUGGCAAGCCUUUGGUGCUGUGCCCCUCGAGCUGGCGGGGGUGGGGGGGGCGGGGAGAGAAGUAGCACAUGCCAUUACAUCCCGGGCAGCAAAAUGUCUGGGGCCAGCCCUGCACCAACUGUGUUUGGUUUGAUUAACCACAUCACAUCCAAGUUCUAUUUUAGACCUGGAUACUGUAUCAGACAUUGUAAGUGCGAAGGACAGUGUUAAGCAAUCAGUCCUGAUGCUGCUGUAACAUUUGAGAUACCGGGGGUGAGCUGUGGAUAAGGUUGCAACGUUGUCAGGGUGGCUUGAACAGCAGCAUGCGAGGCACAGUUCAGUGGCUGCCGAUUCCCCUUUCGCUACGUCUCCUUGCCGGGUAAAACUGUACCUGCUGGACUUCUGCCUGUCUGUGCAGCUGUUUCAGUGUACAGGAACCCUGCCAGAAGACAGACGGCCUCUCUAGCUGUGGAGCCGGCAGCUGUCCUUUAUGCUCUUUCCAUCGGGGCAGCCUAUGUGUGAAAAAUAUAUCACAGCGUGAAAUGUAUCUAUGUGUGAUUGGAAAUAAGUCACAGAGGUGAUAACAUGUGAAUAAUUACUGGUGCGAUUAAGUAUCUCCUGGUGCAUCAAUCUGUCUCUCAUCCUGAAGAGCUAGCAUGGACAGCUGCUAAUAUGGCACACAGAACUACUGAGUCAGUAGAACAAGGGAAGUUAAUACUGGCCAACAGGAAUGAGACAAAAUCGUUCUGAUCCUGCCGUUAUUCUCACUUUCUUAGCCGUGUUUGGGGGUGGUGUUUUUUUUAAAUGAAUGGGACAUUUUUUUGUUUCUGAGCAUGGACAAUCAACGUGGCAGAUAGUGGAAAUUAUUCAUUGCCGUUUUUUCUGUGAAGUGUAGAUUAACCAGAGUUUCCCAAACAUAGGUUUCGAGCUGUUGUUGGACUACAACUCCCAUCAUCCCUGGCUAGCGGGACCAGUGGUUGGGGACGAUGGGAAUUGUAGUCCAAAAGCAGCUGGAGACCCAGGUUUGGGAAACCCUGGAUUAAACAAACAAUAAAAAGGAAUAGGCAUUAUUAUCCUUCUGUCUAUGGUGUGGUGUAGUGGUUAGAAUGAUGGAUUGUGGGAGCUGGGAGUCCUGGGGUGAUCCCCCCUCCCCCUUCUGACCCACUAAGCUCACUGAAUGAUCCUGGGCCAGUAACUUUUUAAAAAAUAAAAUCCAAAUAUUUUUUAUUGAUUUUCAGGUAAAUACAAGAACAACGUAUAGCUGCAGUAACUUGUCCAGUGGUACAUUCUUAUUAAGUUUGAUAUGCAGUACACAGUACACAAGCAAUACGUUUAUUUAUGCACUGUCAAUUCAAGUAUCCUCUCCACAGAGAUUUUUGUAGUAACUUUCAACCUAACCUACCUGACUGGGUUUUGUUGUGAGGAUAAAAUGGGUGGGUGGGGAUUGUGUUCCUAAAUAACCACUUUUGAAAAACAAUAUUGUACUUUUAGUGGGAAUCAUAUUUUGCAUGGACCUCCAAAGCGGUUCCUUGUAUUUGAUGCUGUGCUUUGCUGAAGACAAUGUAUUACAUAAUAUGUCUUCAGGGUUUUUGCAGUUUUAAAGGUAGCUAGUGCUUUUAUGUAAUUUGUGGUCACCAUGCAUUUCUCAUGGUGCAGAAACUGAGCAAAAUUCUGUGUCGGCUAAGCUUAUCUUGCAAUACUUGUAUAUGUAUAUUAGGAAUGUGUGUAUAUAUAUUAGGGUCCUGUGAAGCACAUAUUUAUAUAAUUUGGUUAAUUAAAAUGAAAUAUUGCUCCAGAAUCACUGGCAGAUUUUAUAAAUUCUUAUGGUUCUACUUGCUCUAUAUUGCUUUUAGCAUCAUAAUAACCAGCAUUCUGCAUUCUUGCGGUAUAGUUAUCCUUGAGUUGCUUUAAUCCAGUGCUUUUUCUGGGGGUACUCAAGGGUAUGCACUACCCGCACCUUUUUUUUCUGGAAGAAAAGCACUGCUUCAACCCUUUUGCAACACACCACCUCUUGUUGAACCCCCAUCUUUAAUAUUUUGUUUUUAAUCCCCUGUUUUUACAGCAGCAUUACAUGACUAACUUGUUAAAAGUGUGAUCUUAGCUCCCAUCUCCACCAAUUUAAACGUGUUGUCGUCAACUGGCACCUGCUGACUUGACAGAUUUCUCUGUUUUAAAAGUUGCAGUCCUAAUUUUGUGCAUGUGUUGUUGUUGUUUUAAAAAGUGGCAUUUAUUGCUGUUUGUGUGGGAUGCAGGUGGUGCUGUGGUCUAAACCACAGAGCCUAGGGCUUGCCGAUCAGAAGGUCAGCGGUUCGAAUCCUCGUGACAGGGUGAGCUCCCGUUGCUCGGUCCCUGCUCCUGCCAACCUAGCAGUUUGAAAGCACGUCAAAGUGCAAGUAGAUAAAUAGGUACCGCUCUGGCGGGAAGGUAAAUGGCGUUUCCGUGCGUUGCUCUAGUUCACCAAAAGCGGCUUAGUCAUGCUGGCCACAUGACCCAGAAGCUGUAUGCCAGCUCACUUGGCCAGUAAAGAGAUGAGUGCCACAAUGGUCAGGGGUCCCUUUACCUUUUAUUGCUGUUUGUACAUCAGUUCACAUGCAGGGAAAUUUGAGGCAAGAAUUUGACUGUGUGGCUUUAACCCUUAUAGUCAGCACUGCAUAACUCUGGGCAUGACCCAUUCUCCUCUACGUGUAGAAGAGGGGAUCUCCCCUAACUUCAGUCUUUCCUCUUCCUUUUUCUCAUAGCCCUCAUGCAGCUACAUUCACACUGCAGUGCUUGGCUGCUAUGGCCUUAAAAAUAUACUGUAGAUCCAUGUAGCCUGCUUUUUCCCAUAGAGGUACAAGAAGGCUACUCUUCAGUGGAGCAUGACUAGUCCUUGCACAUGUCCUUAGUCAUAGAGGAAUCUGCUUAUGUGAAGCAUUGGAAACUGCCAAAUAUAGAGUGACAGUGACUGACAAUGGCUUUCCAGUUACUAACCCACAAGGUCUACCAGAGAUUAUUCAUUCAUUGAUUUUAUGUGUCUGCAGCUUUUCCGCCCCCACCCCCCAAAAUAAAUCAUGCUCACAGCAGCUUACAGCAAAGCAAAGAGGGAAAUAGUUCAAGCAAGCACUACAAAUCAAUUUCAUAAUAAUAUAUGAAAUACAAUGCAAUACAUUGGUACCUCGGGUUAAGUACUUAAUUCGUUCCGGAAGUCCGUUCUUAACCUGCAACUGUUCUUAACCUGAAGCACCACUUUAGCUAAUGGGGUCUCCUGCUGCCGCUGCACCGCCGGAGCACGGAGUUCUCAUCCUGAAGCAAAGUUCUUAACCUGAGGUACUAUUUCUGGGUUAGCGGAGUCUGUAACCUGAAGCAUAUGUAACCUGAAGCGUAUGUAACCCGAGGUACCACUGUAUACUGUAAUAUACUGCAAAACAACACAGUAACAAUUUCAUAAUUAUGUAGCAAAACAAUUGUUUUGUUGUUGGCAUCCAUCUGUCUCAAGAGAGAAUGGAGUAUGUCUCUGGGGGUGAAGUCAAACUGCUGUGAUAGUAGCAUCAAAGUGAUGUCCCCGGGGUACAAGGCUAGGCAGUGCGCAUGGAGGUCCUGGGCUGCCCAGAUGACAAGACUCCUAUCUCGGCCUUGCUGAUGUGGUUCAAAGGAAAGCGAAGCAAUACGUUCAGCACCAGCUUGGCUGCAGGAGCUGCCCGAAGGAGCCAUACAGGGCACCAUCCAACCAGGGCAGAUGGGGCUCUUCAGCCUAGGAAGGUAGUCCAUCUAGGACAAGGAAAACUCUGACCCUAAACCUCGGCUGCCUUGCGGGAGAUCUUCAGGAGAAGAGAGCCCUACACAAAUCUGGAGUGGAAUCCCUAUAGCAAUCAUAACACACAAACCCCCACAUUUCAAUGCUAUAAAUGUAACAAGAUUACAACAUUCAGCAUCCAAUAGCAAAAAUAACAGGAGCUUCAGUUUCAACUGGGGACCUUUUACAUGCAAGGCAUGUGCUCUGUCACUGAAUCAAGGCCCUUUUCCUGCAUAGGCCUCCCAUUGUAGGUAUUGACUGGCAUAUUGUGAUACGUGUUUGACCCCCCCCAAAAAUUAAAAAUCAACAAAGAUUAAGAGAGAAUAGCAUGCCAUAUAGACAGGGUUCAAAAUUAGCAGGGUGCCAGGCGCAUUUUGUGCCUAAAGAGUCUUCAUUUGCAAGAACCUCAAAAAGUCUUGGUGCCCUUUUUUGCACCUGGCCGAUACUCAAAUAUUACCGAAAUAUAUGUGCUUUGAAGCCUCGAAGUGUAUGUUAAGGAUAAACAAUACGUUAAGGAGUUUAACAAUAAAGAGUAGAAUGAUUUGAAAACUAAAGUACGGUACCAAUAUUUUUAUUGUAAACACCAAAUUCAACAUGUAUUAACAAUUUCUGCUAAAAUGUGAUAUUAACAAUGUGUCACUUAUGUGAAUUGGGUAUUAAUUCAUGCUUAUCAAAAUAAUAAAUAAAAAGUGUUGCAGACACACACACACCAGUGGUGACUAGACAUUAUGCUUUGGCACCCACAACUCAGGUCCCAGAAGCCAUUUGGCCCCUAGCUUUUCUGUCCCAGUUUCUAACACAACAUAUAGACAUUUCUAGUGUUGCUUACUGUACAGCUGCCUCCUGGCCUGCUUGUUCCAAAAGCAAAACAUUAUUGAGCUUUUUGGAUUUCCUUUCCAUGCAAUGCCAUCUUUGAAAAAGCACUGGAUUGCACAUCAAAAGGUUGGGGUGGGAGAUUCUAACGGAGGAUGUUCGUGCCAUUAAAAAAAAUGGUUUGCUUUAGUUUUUACAGCUCUGACUUCACCCUUCCUAUGGAAGUGCUUGCGUUUCUACAGUAUGUACAGUAUGAACAUGUUGCUAUUAAUAUCUCUUGUGGCAAGGGGUGGCCUGGGCAGAACAGCAUGUGUGAAAAGAGAUCUUGUGCUAGGAGAUGACAUGAAUUUUGGAUUGAGUCAUUCUUCCCCAUCUGUCGGGGCUCCCUGUGCAGACGCUCCCCGCGGGUUGAGGUAAGCCAACAUGGGUUACAACUUGGCUCUCUAAUGGUGCUCUUGUGUUUAUAUUAAGCGCCAGCACGACUUCCCACCUUCUGGUCUCAUCCCACUUUAGUUCUGUAAAUAUUUUUGCUGCUCAUAUCUAUUGUUGGCACAGAGACACCAGCUGAAAGUUCUCUUAAGCCUUUCAUUGCAUAUAUGGCUCUGUGCCAGUGAAAGCUAGACCUAAGCAUCUUGGCCUCUUUCACUGCCUGGGGCAGAUUCUCCCCUACCCUGUCCCCAGUAAUAACUGAUGUUUUUCUUUAAGCUAGGCAGGAAUUUCCACAAGACAGGCUUUUGCCACUGCUGUAAACCAGAGGGUACUUUGUUUUCUGCCAUUUUAGCACACGCCAUCCUGUCUUGCUUGUCAGAGUCCCCCCGCCCUGCUCCAGCAUGCCUCUUCAGCUAAUCCAUACAGGAUGCACAUUUCUGUCGUGGUGCUGUUGAUUGUCUUCAACAGCCAUGCCAAGUUUCCCAGCAUGAAGUGGCUGCUGUUAAAAUAUUUAUCUGCCAUUUAGUUGGCAGGUGGCAUUUCAGAGUUCUGUGGUUACACCUCCCCCCCCCUUCCGAAUCAAGCAAAGCUUGAAAUGAUGAUUUGCACAUGAGCUGAAAUUGUGUAUAAUUUAGACGCACCAGGAAGGGUGGCAGCUGCGAUAGAGAUUGCUAAUUGAGAAUUAUAAGAGUAGCUUUGAUCCAUAGAUUUAACAUCUUCAUGUCAAGUCUAGAGUAUUUUUGUGAAUGAGACAAAUGCAACACAACACCUUCUGCUUGUGAAUUUCUGGAUUGAAUGUCACCCCCACAUGUGAGUCAGUUAUUAUAAGAAAAUUAGUAUUUCACUACCCACAGUGUGUACUGUUGUUGUCUUCUCCCAUAAAUGUGUAUGCAGCCAUUUUGGGAAACCUAGUCAUUUGAAAAUGUCUUUGUAUUCCUGUUGUCUUCGGGAAGCUGCCAGUCUUCUAAUGUAGCAUUUGUGUUAUUAUGAAGUAGAAGUUGUAUUGGUGAUCUACCAGAUGAUGACAUUCAAGCAGCCUCUGAAUAGACUCGCCCAGUAAGGGCCAGUAUUGACCCAUGACCGCCUAACAGUAAUCCUAUGGUUCAUUCCUUCUCUUAACCAGGCCAGCAGCAUAACCCGAAGAUAUUUUACUGAAGCUAAGCAGGUUUGGGUCUGUUCAGUGCCUGGAUGAAAUUGCCCAGUCAACCUUUGAGUGACACCUUUAGCUCCCCAUUCAAACCAUUGCAGGCAGUAUUCCCUAUUAGCAAGCCCAAAAGACAAUGGUAACUCCUUACACAAAAACCCUUGUCUCAUUCUUUGGUAAACCGUUGUCUGUGAGAAGGAUGCAGUUCACAGUGUUGAGAGAUCCAGUCACAGAUCUCCCACACAACAUGCUUUUUUCUUCCUGUGUGAAUUGAAUCAAAGCAAUUGUUUCAUUAACAAAUCAGGGGGGUUAUUUUCUUUCCCAAUUCUUGCUUGUGAAAGGAUAGCUCUGGAAAUGGCUAUAUAUCUUUGGGUAACUUUACUACUUCACAAGUUUGUAUGGAGGUCUGAUCUUCCUUGGGGUGAGAAGUAAGAUACAAAAGUGAUAGUUUGGCUCCCCUUUGCCUCCCUCCUGUCUUCCUAAUAUCUCUGGCUGAGAUACAUUCCAGCAAUUCUGGUUAUGUAGUCUGCCUUGCCCUUUCCUUCAUUUUUCAGGUGGGCUGUUGUCCUCUUUUUUGUUAUUAUUAAAAUGACACACCUGUUCAUCUUAAGCAACAACAAAAAUCAUUUGUCAUCUUAUUUGUAAAAAGAAAGUAAGAAAAUAAUGAAAGCACAUUUUUAAAUGCUACAAAAUUGCUCUGGUGAAAGGGCCAUCUAGAGUAGCAGAAGCUGUUUCCCAAAGUUCAUCCCUGGAGAGGAUUAUGUCUGUCUGUCAAGGACAUAAAAAAAUCCUUCCAAAAUACAAACUCUCCUCUUUUUACUUCCCUUUUAGGCAUACUCACCCCCUCCCCUUGUGAGCUUGCUAACCUCAGGAUAGCAUGCUUGCCUCUGUUAUCUUGCCAAAUAGUUAGGGGGAUUGGAAGCCCUCAUCAGGUGCAUGCGUAUGUGUGGUGAAAUUGCUAUAUACCCACCCAGAGAUUGCAUUAAAGCUGGGAAACAAUAGACCACCUAGGACUCUGAUAUGCGGCUUUGACUGACAUUAUUAUCUAGAGAAAUGGAAAAGACUGAACUUUCUAAUUUUGGCAGGUUCAAAUAAAAGUGUAGCUCCUUCUUUGCAUAUUUGCAAAACAUGGUCUAUAACAUCAUGUUUUCUGGCAGUGCAGAUUAGGAUUUCCUGAAACCCUAAAGUGUGUGUCUUGCAUGGCUUUGUAACUGUCUCCUACACGGUUAGGAAUCCAUUAGGCUAAUAAAUAAAUAACCGAGCAGCAGCUGCUCAUAACCACAAAAAUGAAAAUACAGAUUGCAGCAAGACAAAAUGUCGCAAGGGUUAAAUCACAUUUCUGAAUCAUGCCACAAGCAGUAUUCAGUAACAAUAACUCAUACCUCACAUUAAUAUAGUCCUGAGUUUUCAAAACAUUCUCCAUACAUUAUCUCAUUAUUUCUCACAACAACAUUUUCAGGUAGAAACAUAUUAUCCCCUUCUUGCAGAAGACAGUAGGGGCCAUGGCUUAGAUAUCAUGGUUUACCUGAGACCCCCGGAUGAGUUGAUUGUGACUAAACUCUUUCCCAGAUUGUGCUUUUUAGGCAGUUACGUUGCAUCAGUGCUCAAGGUGGAAUAACCUCAUAAUUUGCUUAACCACCGAACUACCACUCUGUGCUCACACUGCAAUAGAAGGUGUCGUCCAUUUAACUGGUCUCAUCAGCUGUGCAUACCACAUAUGCAUUUUAAAGUGCCCAGUUGCUUGUUCGCUGUGUACAACAAAUCAAGACUGUCAGUCAACAACUUUUGUUGAUACGUUAAAUAGAUAUCAGACUAGAGGACUAUCAGUCCAGCUGGUUAUUGGUAUUGUUUACUGCAUGUGGUCUAGAGAGAACUGGAGACUGUCAUAGUCUGGGAGGAUCAAUAAAAUACUGUUACUAUUAUUGUGGGUUUGAUUGCAAACAUGGUAUUCAGGCCUGAUUUGCCCAGACAAACCUGCUGUAAAAGAGCAUCUCAGCUCUGUUGAUCAGACUGUAGGCAUUAUCAGUGCCAAGAGAAAAGAUGGCAGCUCCCUCUAUUGUCACCAUACUCACAUCCUCUUCCCUGCCCCAACCCAAUGGCCUCACAGAUGAGUGAGCAAAGGGCAAGUUGGCAGGUGAAAUAACAAAUACUUUCCCUUUAAAAUCUGGUAUUGCCAGUUUUCGGCUCAUUGCUAUGUGGCUUAUUCAUGGUGCUUGAUUCAAUACAGUGGUCAAAGGAACUUUACUUCUCUGCCACAACUUGUCAUUUCAUGGCAGCUAUGCAUGAACAAAGCAGUGCUACAUAUAGUUAAAUAGACCUGUCCCUGAUUCGGUAGUGGGAGGGGAGUGUGACUGAGUUAAACUCCCCCUGCCCUAACAAAGGAUCAGCACCAUCACUAAAAUUUAAAUGGCAGCCGUGUGCAGGGUGGGUAGGACUUCUUAGUCCUUGCACGAUCAGUUCUGGCCAGGGAUAUGGAGGUGUCAACACGACCAUCUUUAUAUAGCAGGCAGAAGUUCUGAUGCACCCAUUCACAUUUUAAAAGCACAUGAGAAAGAAGGGCUCUGGAGCUGUGUGUUAACUUUGCCCAUUGUUGAUGCGUUCUCUGGCCGUGUUCCCCACUAGGCAUUCAGCCAACAUGAGAAGAGACCCAAAGUAAGCAGCUACCACUGUGUGUGCAAUGUGUUCUCUUCCAUGUGAGAGAACCCAGAAUUCCCUUACCUUGAGAACUCCAUGCAUAAAUGUAGGCCUGUCUAUAGGGCUCCUCUGCAGCCUAGCUGAAUGCAAAUGGAGCAGAAUAGGCAGUGAGGGGCAUGAUUCUGCAGACUUCUCACAUGUGUUGUUGACAUGCUAGGGGUUUCUUUGAACUCCUCCUUCUCUAUAUGAUCAGUUUCUGGUUUUACUUGUCUCCUGAUUUUUCAUAAUCCAGCUUGAUCUCCCCCCCCCUCAAAAUGGGGGAAAAUAAUGUAUAAAAACAAUUUAAGUCAAGGUUUAUGUGAUCUGUCAAAUGUGUCCUGUCUUGGGCUAAAUGCAAGAAUAUUUCAAAGAAAGCAUACCUGAGUCUUCCUGGGAUGCUUGGCAACAUGUUGUCAUCUGAAUGAGACCUGCAACCUCUCUCUUAUUUCUUCUCCCCCUGCCUCACUUAUUUUCUUGGGGUAGUGGGAUGUCCACAGUUUACAUUUACAUUUACUGCUUAUAUUAAAUCUUCUUACCAACGAUACUAGCACACAAUAAUCCAUUCUAAGUAUGACUGUGAAUGUGUGACAAUGCACACACAUAUCCUUCUCUUUUGCUAUGUUGUUAAUUUCUAAUAUUCUUAUAUUGACCGGCAAAUUGCAAUUUAUAAUCAUAUUUAUAAUCAUACGAGCCAUCUUAAGAACAGCUUCUUCUCCAGAGCGAUCUCGGCCCUGAAUGGGAAGCCCGGACUUUGAAAGUCAUCUAAUCUCCCUUGCUGUAUUAUACUGUAUUGUUUAAUUAGUGUUUUUAUGGAGCAGUCAAGUAAUUUCGUUGUCCCGAAGGGGGCAAUGACAAUAAAGAUAUUAUUAUUAUUAUUAUUAUUAUUAUUAUUAUUAUUUUUGUUUGACUGUAACUUAGUGGCUGAUAAGUGAUCAUUAUAAAGAUUGGGUUGGAUUGUUUAUGCGUAUAUGAACACAAUAUAAUCAACUGAGGAGAGUAAAAUCUUUUUUUCAGCAAAUAAAGGGCAGGUGAUAUCAAAUGGACUGGAAACGCAGCAAUGUUAAGCAUAUUUUGACCAUCCUGGUGAAUUAUUUGAAACCCUGUUCUGUAAAGCGAGCUCUGCUGCCACCCAAUUUCAUCAUUUUCCCUUUUCAGCGCCUAAAUGUCCCAAGGCCUCUCAUAAUGUUAAUUACAGACACAUUAUCCAGUGCUGCAGGAUUGCUGGUUGAUGUCUCUGAAGCAAAGUUGUCAAAGCAGCCAAAGGCACAGGCUCGAUGUAAAGUCCCUACGUGCUGCAUGGAUCAAAAGAGGACAUGAGCAGGAGCAUUUAACUUGCAAGCCUUGCAAAAACUUGCACUCGGUGACUGUCUGUGCUGGAGAUGACAAGCAACUCAGAAGCCGAAGCCAUAUUGGGUUGUUAAAAUGCUGAUUGGCUCUCAGCAAGGACUAUUAAUAGCAAGUGGCAGAAUAGUCAUUCCCAAAAUCACAACCGACAAUGUAUUCUUAUUGCAAUUGAGAUUUGCAAAAAUGAGAAUCUUACCUGGAAACAGCAUGAGUGAAUAACUUCCCCUGACCAGGUAAAGCACGUACUCACGGUAUUCAGAAUAGAAGCAAAAAGGUCUGUGUUCCUACAUUCCUUUAGACUGUGGUUCAAAACAGCUGCAGCUAUAUUUGGAUUUUUGGCAGAUGUUCAUACUGUCUCUUUGCAGAUAAAUUUUUUUCAAGUAUCCUUGAGUUUCUGGGAUGAGUCAGCAUGUCACCAGUGCAGCUGUAUCUGGUACAGUUAAGCAUCUCAGCCUUAAUUGAGGUGUGACUGCCCUUCAGCCAUAUUAUCAGAAGACAGUAUUAGCUAAGGAAUUAGUCAUAUGCUGAGCAAGAUGUGAUGGGGGGGGGGGCGCUGCUGUGUUUGAUAUUAAGCAUGCUCCAUUCACUUACAAGGAAGGGAUGUGUGGAUGAGUGGAGUGGAAAUUUUCCUGCCUUACUACAUCACAUUCUGUCACCCCAGAUGCUUUUUCCCAAGGCCAGCUCAAGUCUAGCACUGGAACCAUGUUUGAGAAAUUUUUUAUUGAAUGACAUUAGCCAGGAAGGUAAGAUGAGGGAGUGUGUGUUUGGCUCCCUCGGCCAUAGAUAUCUUUCAGAGUAGAAUGGACCAGUGAGGUGUCACGAUUAAAGUGUUGGACUAGGGCCUGGGAGACCAGGAUUCAAAUUCCUGCUAGGCCAUAAAGCUCACUGGGUGACGCAGUUGGUAGUCUGGUAAUCACAGUCUCUCCCUAAACUAACUCUCAGUGUAGUUCUGAGGCUAAAAUGGGGAGAAGGAGAACUAUGUAUGCCCUUUGAGCUCCUUGGUGGAAAGGUGGGCUAUGAAUGAACUGAGAGGCAUUACCCCUCUUUUUAGGCACCAGUGGGGCUACCAUGUCACAUCUAUUGGUGAGGUGUAUUUACCUAUGCUUCUUCUAGUCUCUUGCUUCUUCUAGUCUCUUGCCAUGACAUUUGUUUGAAGGGAGGCGGAAAGGGCGGGGAAUAGGCUCCAGCAGAGCCUCUGGGCUUCUACUUCAUUCAGACAAUUCCAAGUAUGCAUCUCAAAUGUCCAAAUGUUUGUUCUGUUUAUGCCACCUGCUAAGGAUAGCUUUUUCAGGUGGGAGAGGUCAGAGAACAUUAGGUUGCCCCUUCGUUAAGGCCCACAGCAUUGGAAUAUAAUUGAGUAAAGUAUGAGCAGCUGAGAAAUUUAAGGAUUUCCCCAGGACCCAUCCAGAACAGGGCCGCUAUAGGGCAUCACCCGAUAUCUCCCACAGCAAAGUUUUCCACUAUGCAGCUGGGGAAACCUCUAUUUCCAUGCUUUUAUGUUGGGCAUGGGGAACCUGGAAUCUGAACGUGGCCCUUCAGGCCUCUCUGCCUGGCCCUCAGGACUCCCCUUAGGCCACACAAUUACCCUUGCUCUGAUCAUGCCUCUUGCUUUCCUGGAUGGAGGAUAGAAUAUGUGUAGAAACUACCCUAAUAUAGAAAGGUAAAGUUUACAUUCAUUGCUCAACCCAAUUUUGCCUCUGGCCCCACCCACCACUGAUUUGUGGCCCCUAGAAAGUUGCCCACAAGGGAAUGCGGCCCCUUUGGACUGAACAUGCUUCCCCACUUAAAUGAUGAUCUCUCUUAAGUGAUGGCAGAUUAUCUUGGAUUAGGUAUGAUUCAUUUUAUGCUUAGAUACAAAGACUUCUAUUGGCUCCACCAGGCACAGAGGCUCACCUGGCACUCAUUUUGGCUGGCAGGAACACCCCAUAUAUUUUGGGAAUGCUAAUGAAAGCCUUAAUCCUUUUCCUAUUUUUUUCUGUCAUUAUAUUUUGUGUGUGUUUGUUAUGCUGUGUAUAUAUGUGUGUGCCAUUUUAACUAACGUUUUAUCGUGUUUCCACUGGUUUGUCUUGCACAUUUCUUUUGUUUCUAGUGAUGCUGAGUGUGGUCGCAUUGGCCUUUAGUAGAAAAAGUUUAUACAUUACGCAGCUGUCCACUGAAGUUUCUAGGCUUUGUUUCAACCUGCACAAUGCAAGGUCAGACUUUACAGAGUGUAUUCUGGCUUGCCAAUUUCUAUUUGUUCUUGAUUUCAGGAACAUGCGCUAUUUGAAAGGGAAACAUGCCGGUAUUGCUAUGUAAUCAAUUUGAUUAAAAUGUACGCACACGUUAGUUUAGAACAAAGGCAAGCAAGGGAAGGACAUGACAGCAGUCUAUAAAAUUAUUAUUUAUCAUUGUUUUCUCUCUUGGCUGACGCCUAGAAUUUUAACUCUUUUCACAUUAGAAAGUCCAUCAUGGCUCCCAAGCGUUUUGGCAUAAAUAUACAAAAUUCAUAUUCCAGUGUUUUAAAAAAUUAAAAGCCUCUGUUGUUUUAUUGGUUGUAGUAAUAUUGAGAACUUUUGUUUUUUGUUUACUUAUUUGCUUGUGUCAUCUUUUCUCUUGAAUAUAUAAAGCGCAGCUUGUUUGUCUGUAACCGGAUAGUCUUGUGUUGGCUGCCCUAGUUGCCAAUUUGUCUGGAUGACUCUGGGGGGUCUUUGCAGGCAACAGCAUUGCUGGGAGGGUUACGCAAUUGUAAGAAAUUGGUCACUCAUUCAUAGUCUGGAAUUUGAAGGAUAAAUGCAGUCCUGUUAUAGUGCAGCUGGAAGUGUCUUGCAACAGACCAGCACCAAGGGAGCAAAAUAUUGCUUUUUAGUGUCCAGCGUUAGGUGACCCAAGCCUUGGUAGUGACCUCUAGGCCUGAAUUACCACCACACAGAUAACUACAGUAACAAACCACUGUCAUGGGGAUAUUGCAGAUAAUUCUUAGAGGCCUCCGUAUGUGGGUUUCCGAGCCUAGCCUUUAAAGACCAGCAGAGCAUACCUGUUUUGUUCAGACUUCGGCAGCCAUUUUUCAAAUGUGCCACCAUCUCAGAAACUCAGCAGGCUUGACUGGAACAGGAGCUGUUUUUGUGUUCUGGCAGGAAUGCUACAGAACGGAAAGAAGUUUGAUUCCUCCCGAGAUCGAAACAAGCCUUUCAGGUUCAAGAUCGGCAGGCAAGAGGUCAUUAAAGGAUUUGAGGAAGGUACUGCACAGGUAUGCAGGAUUAUGCUGAUGCUCUUUUCAGAACCGAUAGAACAAGUACAAUAAUGAGGGGUUAACAUCAUAGGGAGGGUGGGAAGAGUGUCAUAUUUAUAGUCUCAGAGCGGAGCGUAAUGUGCAUGGACUUGUAUGCUGCUUUGAAUAUAAACAGCAUUCAGCAGGAUAUGGCUGCAAUCCUAUGUACACACUUACCUGAUAGGAAGUCCAGUUUAACUCAGUGGGAUUUGAUUCUGAGUAGACAUACCUAGGAUUGCCCUCUAAAGUUUUGGAACCCAGGGGCAUUACUCCAGCACUUCCUGCUUCAGCCUGUCGGAGCAUCAGUUGGCUAUGUUCCCGCUAUCACCAUAAAUUCAGCAGAGAUAAACUUUUGCUGCACAUCUGAAAAUGCUCCAGGACCUACAUUUGCAGUAAUUUAAGGAAUGAAUCAAAUAGCACCUUUUAAAAUUAAUCAACUAGUGAUUUAGGUUUGCAGUGGUGCAUCGUAAAUUCAGUCUAAGCAACAUGCUUGGCAACUGCCUACUUGCAGGCUCAGUCAGCUGGGAGUCCAUACAGCCAAUGUGAAUAGGCCUUAAACAUCCUGGGCAAAGUCUGAAUUUAGUGCAGUGAAUUUGUUCAUGAUUGUAUCUUCCUCAGGUGUAUGAUCAACUGAGUGCCUCUGCAGCUGCUUCUGCUCUUCCUGGAGCAGAGCUUUACUUUUUAGAUUCCUGAAGCUGCUAUAUUACCAAAUAUACAACCUCCAGGUGGAGUGUGGCAGAGAAAAUUAUUCAGUGUUUGUGAGGAAUACCUUACUUUUAAGACGGCACUUUUCCCACCCUCAUGUGUGUUUUACUCAGAGGUUCAUUCCAUUAUGUUCAGUCAUACUUACGCUUGAAAUUGUUUCUAGGAGUGCAGUUUCUGCCAUCCUAAGACAUCCAACCUCUCAUUGAUAUCCUUCAAUUAAUUGCUUGCCUUGGUCAAGUGUCUGUUGGCUCCACCUAGUGGAUUGUUGCAUUGGGAAUUACUGUGAUGCCAUUAAUAUAUUAUUUCCACCUGUUGGCAGAUUGGCCAAAGUACCAUUCUGCAUAGCACUACUGCAAAUUCCUGUGUUCUUCUGGUGGUGUUUGGUUGCUAGAUGGCAAGCAUGGGGAACCUUUGGCUCUCCAGAGUUUGUUGGACUCCAUUUCCUAGCAGCCCAGUAGUCAGGGAUGAUGGGACUUGUAGUCCAACAGCACCUAGAGAGCCACAGGUUAGUCGCCCCUCCUGCAUGGUAUCUUGGCCCCUAUUACUUAAAAGAUGGCGAUUAUGACCUGUGACUUCCUCACUGGAACCACUCUUUUUUAACAUACAGCACGUCUUGAAAUGCUUGCGUUGCUGACAUGUUCUGAUCUUUUCUUUUGCUUCUCGUUUUCUCUCUCCCAUUUGCUAUCGUUUAAAAAAAAAUGCCAGAUGAGCCUAGGACAAAGAGCAAAGUUGACCUGUACACCUGACAUGGCAUAUGGACCCAUGGGGCAUCCCGGAGUCAUCCCUCCCAACGCUACUCUGAUUUUUGACGUGGAGCUACUUAGGAUAGAGUAAAGAGGGGCAACUGACUGAAAGCACCUGUUGAUAACCACCCUUCUUUCCCCUUCCUCUAAAUGGGAGGCAUCUUCACUAGAAUUUCCAUCGUUUUCACUCAAGCUCUCAUGCCUACCAUGCCUCGUCUGAGGGUUGUUUUCCCCACUUCUUCCUCCCUUUUUUACUGUUAUUAGUGUUGGAAUUUGUCCCCGAUUAGAUGCUUCUUUGCUGUAGAGACAGGAAAAAAAGAUGGCUGUUACAUCUGAGUUGUACAUUUUAUUUUAAUUUGCAUGUGAAGCUCCAAAAUUGUGAUUGAAACUAUAUAUAAUAUAUAAAAAUAUAUAUAUAAACUUAUAAAUAUAUAAAGUUUACUUACUGAAAAACCACUGCCUUAUACACUUAAAGAAAAACACACACAAGGGUGCUCAGAAAUCCAGUGUACAUUUUGUACACGAGUGGGCAUUAGCCAAACCAAGUUACCUGCGCUGCCACUUUUCCCUCAGUUUGUAUGUUCUGCUUGCUGCUGUUUUAAAGAAACAUCUCACGUGAUAACUUUCCAAGAAGAAAAAUAAAAUCUUGAUACUUUAUGGAUUUCUAUGCUUUCUCGUUUUUUAAAGCAGUUAAAAAAACUUAAGCGCAAGAAUUCUUUCUCACUCCACUGGUAAUAUUGCUCCAGUUUUUGAAUAAUCGGAUCUAAUAACCAAAAUUUUACUAUAGGCACAUAGACAGCUUCCUUCUACUGAUUCAGACCAUUGGUCUAUCUGAAUAUUGUCUACACUGACUGGCAGUGCCUUGCCAGGUUCUCAGGCAGGACUCUUUCCUAGCCCUACCUGGAGAUGCCAGGGAUUGAGUCUGUGACCUUCUGCAUGCAAGGCAGGUGUCCUGCCACUGAGCUUCGGUGCUGUAGUUGAAGUCCAGAUACAAGUGCUCUUCAUGUAUUACAGGCAACGACCGACUGAUGUUCGUCCAACUGCGCAUGUGCACCCAGUGCCAAACCUGGAAGUGACACAAAAACGUCACUAAAAGGGCAAAACCCUUUAUGGGGGCCCUGCCAAUCCGAGCAAAACAAGGAUUGCCUGUAUUUGAAUAAUUAAAACUGUACAAAAUGUAUUUAAGAAAGGAUACCGUGUUCUACACUCAAAAUAUACUCUGUAAAUAAUGGGCGGUGUCCAGUGUCAAGUUGUCAGAUUUCUUCUUGCACAGCGAGACUUUAUUUUCUCCAAGCUGUGGCCCCUUGUACGUCCCCAGAAAAUUUGGGGGAGGUGUGCAUGUAGUGGGUACUGAAAGGGAAAGGACAGGAUAGCUCAACUUGCCUAGCGUAUCAUCUGUUCUGACAAGCUGUUUUUUUUUGAGGUUUCAGCCAGAGUCCUUUCCCAUUACUUGCUAUCUGGUCCUUUUGAUUGAUGAUGUGCCUGAUUGUAACCUGGGCCUUCUUAUACUGUUGAGCUACAAUUCCUCCCAUAUGAAUUUAUAUCUCUGCUCUUUUUUUUGGAACUCAUAUGCCAUACAAGCCCAGCUAGGCAAUCUGUAAGUGAUGGAACCCAUUCAGGCUGACCAAAAUGAUACCCGCUUAGCUUUCACACUUGAGGUUAGUAGAAACACAGAAGCUAGAGUGGAAUCAAUGUGCAGGAUCUGGGGCGGGUUUUUUCUCUUGGAAAAUUAAAUUACAAGCACCUUAACAACAUGGGGGCGGGAUAUAUUAAAAACCACCUGAUCGUUUAUAUCCUGGCCUGAUCACAAAGAUCUUGUGUGUGGGGGGGGGGAGUCUUUGUUGUUGAUCCCCCCUGGCUCAGAUGAACAGCCCAUAACUGUUACCUAUGCAAUCAGCAUAGUGGGGUCAAGGCUGUGAAAUGAUCACCUGAGACGAGAAAGUACCCACCUUGCUAAACUUAAGGUUUUAGCAGCAUUUUAAUGUAUUGUGUGAUCAUUUUUGUAUUUGUCCCAUUUUCUGUGGAUUGCUUUGAUGCACACCACUUAGAAAUGUGAAUAAUUAAGAAGUAUAUAGAUGCCUCAAAUAAGCAGGAGGCAAUAAAAUUACAGGAGGAGCCAGGCAUGGAAGAAGAAGGCUUAAGACUAUCAUGCAAGCUUUGGCUUGCUUUCUCAAUAAAAAUUAGCUUUGUUCAGGACCUUUCUGGUUUGAGCAUUUUGCCCCUGCAAUCAUGAGGGUCAGGAGCUAAUCUUUAAGUUCUUGAUCUGAGACUUACCUAAAUGCUAAGCUUAGGCAACUAGAUUAGUUAUAUCAGUGCACCCCAUUCCACG
Messenger RNA from Podarcis lilfordi (Lilford's wall lizard), 53788 nucleotides. The record is from the annotation of a GenBank genome assembly. Lineage: Eukaryota; Metazoa; Chordata; Lepidosauria; Squamata; Lacertidae.